This is a messenger RNA of Podarcis lilfordi (Lilford's wall lizard), 54992 nucleotides long. The record is from the annotation of a GenBank genome assembly. NCBI's taxonomy places the organism in Eukaryota, Metazoa, Chordata, Lepidosauria, Squamata, Lacertidae.
GCGGCGCGGGGCGGGGCUGGGCUGGGCUGGGCGGCCGAGCGGGCGGGCGUCUCCUUCCCGGCCGCGUCUGCAGCCGCCGCGGGACCAGGCGGGCGCCAGGUAAGGCGGGCGGAAGGGGGGGCUGGCCAGCGCAGCGCUCGGCUCCCGGCGAGGCGGAGGAGGAGCCCGGCGGCGCCCCGAGCGCGGAGACAAAGGCGGCCUCGGGGAGCCCCGGCCGCUCCCUCCCUGGCUGGCUGCCGGGCCGGAGCGCGGGAGGGCCAGGGCGCCCCGGGAGGAGGCCAGCCGCUCGGGAGGAGCCGUGGCUCCGCCGGGCAGCGCCUCCCUGCCUGCCUGCCUGCGCGCCCCUCGCUCCCUGCGCCCCGGCGGCGGCGGCGUCUCGGAGGAUGGCGGGGGCGGCGGGGCUGCUGGGCGGGCGAGCGGCAAAUGCUGAUGCGCCUCGGGGAAUUCCUGUCACGGGGAGAAAGGCAGAAGCGGAGGGCGACGAUCCUGGAAAGGCUCUCGAGGAGCCGGCCUGCCUGCCUGCCUUUCGUUAAUGGGGACUCUUCCAAAUCCGGCCCAAGUUAGUUGUGCGUGGCAACACCCAUUGGGGGCCGUGGAAUGGGACUCUGGGUCCGGACUGAGCGAAGUCCCGCAGAGUUAAGCGGAUAUCCUGUGCAUAUCUGCCGAGAAGCAAGUUGGGCUUACUCCCAGGUAAAGGCGCCUAAGAUUGCCCACUGUGUGUGUUUGGCUCCUGAUGACUUCUGGCAAGGAGACUGAAAAGUGCAACCAGGAUCAAAUGACUUUAGCAUCUCUAAAUAGGUACUUGCCUGGUGCUGAGGGGAAUUGCUUCCAGGUGACCAGGGAUGCAUUUAUUAUUAUUAGUUUGCAUUUUCUUCUUCCUAAAUUAGCCUGUCAGUAUGCUACAAAUUGCUAACAUACAUAUUUGUAAACAGGUAGGUUAGUAAAAAUCUUUGAGGCAGCAACUUUUGUGGACUUUUGUAGCAGCGGGAUGCUACCAAACACAGUUACUAAAGCCUGAUAAAAAUCUGACCACCUGGCUAAAGGAAUAGUUAAGCUACACUGCAAAAUGUGUCAGGUUAGUUCCAAUUAAUAAAUUUGUGAGGAUUAAGGAAAGCAUAUAAUUGAAUAAUGGAUAUGAAAAUAAUUGCCAUCCUUAAAAGUAUAUUAGAGUAAGAAAUGCAGAGCAAUUGUCAUUCUUACAAUUUAUUUUUCAUUCUUUGAGAAAUUGUUUUAAUUUCUACUCUCAAGUUUUCCAUUUAAAAAUACAAAAUUCUAGCAUCACACAUACUCUAAUUCUGUUGAACCAAUCGUUAAGAUUCAAAACUUUACAUACUGUGACUCUGGUUCCCUAACUCCUUAAUCCAACAACAUAUUUUAAUUCUGAUGAUUUCCAGGAAUGUGAGCCUGAGUACUGGGUAGCUGUAAUGUUUGGCUUUAGCAUCUUAAAAGGAAGUCAGUGUCUUAGCAGUCAUAAGGAACUGUAGAAAAAUGGAGACUGGUUUUCAGGUUCAGCUUUGGUCCAGUCCAGGCCAAGACAUAUUUAAAAACAAUUAUGCUAAAUUUGGGACCCAUAGACUCAUCGGAUUUGCAAGAAAGUUAUUUUUCCAUGGAAGUGCAGUCCACUUAAGGACUACUUUGCUGAGAUAUUUUAGUAGCCAACCAGAGUACCCAAAUGGGAUUGAUAUCCUGUUCACUCAACUCCCUGAGCUCUUGUAACCAUAAGUGAAAUCUGAAAGUUAAUUGUAAGAUUGUCCAGUAGAAAGAUGCCAGAAGAAGACACAUUGCCACACAAACUUAAAAUGAUGGCCAUCAGUCCUUGUUAUUAACAAUACAGGUCAAGUCCCCAAAGGUUUGACCCGAAUCUGCAAAUGUGCUCGCCAUUGGCAAUCAUACUUUUUAAUCUGGCAAGUGCUCCCAAUCUGCUCUGGAACCUAGAGGAGGGCAGGGUUUCUUCCCAUCCUCUCACUGAACCCUAAAAACACCUGGAAAACAAUGGGCAUCUUUGUGCUUUCCAAGCGUCUCUGAACUCAGCACAAGCUCAAAGAGAAACUGCACCCUUAUUUGGGCUCCAAAGAAAGGCAGAGGCUCUCCCUGACUCCCAGUGGCCCUCUUUUCUUCUGCAGGGUCCUGCACUAAAAUGGAAAAUAUCAUGGCCUGUAGGCCAAACAAGCCAAUUGUGCAACACUUAGCAGAGUUAAUUUCAGCUAUAACUUUUCCUGGAUUUAACCAGAGCAGAAAAUCUGCUCGGAGCUGGGAAGAAGUUCCACUGGUUCUCAAAGGUUUGGAAUGCUCCCAAAUGCGCUGUUACCAGUUUAUUAGGCCACAUGUGAGCAACUGUCAGCCCAGGGGGUGCAUUCUUCCCCUGAUCUCUUUUGAUGCCUCCUGGUUGCUGUGUUCUUCCAUCUCAUCAGAGUCCCUUCCUACCAGUUUCCUGCUCCUUUUUCUGGUCUUUUAAAAAUGUGUUUCCCCUCUUUCUGUGAGGUUGGAGAAGGGACAGAAUUUUACUUGAUUAAAAUAUAAUUUAUGCUUGGUUGUAUUUUAUUUAUUUUUGGUUGUAUGGUUUAGGGGAAAGCUGUGUUUUCCCCAGGUGACUGAGAACAAAUUGGUAGCUUUUUGUGAUUUGUGCAUCUGUAUAGAAAUUACUUUCAUGUACUUUGUUAGAGGACACGGGUGGCGCUGUGGGUUAAACCACUGAGCCUAGGGAUUGCCGAUCAGAAGGUCGGCGGUUCGAAUCCCCGUGAUGGGAUGAGAUCCCGUUGCUCGGUCCCUGCUCCUGCCCACCUAGCAGUUCAAAAGCACAUCAAAGUGCAAGUAGAUAAAUAGGUACCGCUCUGGUGGGAAGAUAAACGGUGUUUCUGUGCGCUGCUCUGGUUCGCCAGAAGCGGCUUAGUCAUGCUGGCCAUGUGACCUGGAAGCUGUACGCCGGCUCCCUCGGCCAAUAAAGCGAGAUGAGAGCCGCAACCCCAGAGUCGGUCACUACUGGACCUAAUGGUCAGGGGUCCCUUUACCUUUACUUUGUUAGAACCAUAGCUAUAUUUGUCUGCUUUAAAAAAUAUAUUAAAAAAUCCUCUGUAUACUUAAUUUGAGACCAAUCCUAUUAAAAUUGGCAGGGCUUGCUUUUGAGAAGAAAUGAAAAUUUUAAUUUGAGGUAGUCUUUCUAAAAAUUUUUGGGUGGUUUUUAUACCAAAUUAAAUAAUUCCAUCAUUAAUCUGCUCUGCAUCUCCUCCUGUAUGAUGCACUGCCUCAAGAAUGACCAAUUGUCAUUUUUAUUCCAGAUUCAAGUUCAGUUCUCCACGUUCCCAUAUCAGUUUGCAACUUAAAAAAUCAUUGUGAAAGUUUUCCAACAUUUUAUUGCCAGUCUCCUAAUAUUUGCAUGUAAUUUUGUUUGAUUUACACAUUUUUGCAAAUAUAAUGCAUUUUGAUAUGCCAUUUUAACUAAUAUAUGUGUAUCCUUACGCACAUUUUUAUAUGCAUCAUUUGGUCGGAGAACAGCAUCACAAAAUUUGGAGAAGUGCAGUUUUAGAAGGCUAGCUGUCUUUGGGUUUACAUAUUAGGCAGGUUCGCAUUAAGAUCCGAACUGAAUUUCUCAAUAAGUUAGUUGGGUAUGACCCAUUAUUAUCUUUUCCUUUAGGCAGAGGAUUGAGCAGAGGACCAGCAACUAAGAGCUGCAGAACAGGGGGAUCAAAGAAGAAAAGCAUUUUAGUUCAGCAAUUUCCUCUAAAUCGGAGAUGACUAAUAUUCUUGGAGUGAGGGCCAGAUUUGUCCUUGGCCAACUCUCCAGGGACCUCAUGCUAGUGGGUGUGGCCAUAAGCUCACAUAUGCGCUUUAGGAUGUGCAAACAUGGGCAGACAAGCACAAAAGGCUCCCACCCACCCCUCUAAUCAAUCUCAGGACCAGAGUAGAGGCAAUUUACAUCCCUAUCAGUGUGCUGGGCUCUAUCUCUGCUCACCCCAGUAUCUAUUUUAGUUCUUCAUUUCUUUAUUUUGCCUGUGCCACCAAAAUCUGUAGGGUCUGAGGGGCAGAAAAAAAAAUUGGGGAGUUCAGAUCAGGACCCCAAACUUGGGUUACCCUCCCCUUCUCUAAAUUAUUUAAUUCCCUAACCUGCAGGUAAAACUCGAUAACAUCUCUGUUUGACUUUGCUUUGACCUGACUGUUUUGGUAAGCAAAAUUUGACUUUGAUGUAAACUGUAACUUGCUAAUAUCUGGAAAAGGCUGUAGUUAUAUAUGACCAUCUUAUUGAUAACAUUGCUACCACCAGGGGAAUUUAGGAAUACAAACUUAUCUGUCUAUUCAAAUUAAUGUCAUUAACUCUUAUGUCCACAAUAUAUUUUGAAGAUGCAUUUGGAAGCAACAAGAGUCUGAAAACAAUAAACGGGUUAAUGACAAAUAUGCUAAAUAUUGCUUAAUCUAAGGGAGGUAAUAUAUUUUCCUGCUUUUAAAUAACUUUACGUGGACUAUUGCCUUUCAAAGGUGUUUUGGGACUGAAGUAUGGAGCACAGUGGACCCAAAAUUUGUUUUUUUGAGGUCUUCUACAGUUAGGUCUUCGUACAUAGGAAGUGGUGUUGAGGACUGAAGUAGGCUUUUGGACAAUGACCUCCUGAGUGUAUAGCACAUUUGCUUCAAUAUUGGUUGUAGUUGCAUUUCAUAAGGUGGCGGUUGUUUGUUACCAAGUAGUUCUCUUUGAAGAACUACUUCUGUGCAAAACCCACAGACAACAGUUGGAUCUUAGAGAAUGAAAGCUACUCCCAGAUGAUUUGAGGGUUGAUGAUGAUAAUAGAGCUAGGAAAUGAAUGAAGCACAGAUUAAAAGGAGGAUGUGGAAUGAAUUAUAACCUGCACUUUUUUUUUGCUGGUGUUGCCUUUUAAAAUCAACUCUUAUUUUAGAAUCUUGAAUGUAUGAUUUACAUCUAGUUCCUUGACAGAUGCUUGCACAGCCGUUAACUUCCAGACUAUGUGAAUCGCCCUGGGACCUCUGAGUAUAGAGCAGUAUAAUAAUAAUAAUAAUAAUAAUAAUAAUAAUAAUAAUAAUAUGUCAGUGACCUCUUUGGAAGGAAUGCACAAGGUGGUACGGGUUGGCAAUCAUUCAAAUUGUGAGAUGGUUGGCCGGUUUACUCACUGUGAAAGAAUGGUCAUGGCCUUGACAAAAAGAAUCAUAGAACAGUAGGGACCCUGAGGGUCAUCUAGUCCAACCCUCUGCAAUGCAGCUGUUCCAUAUGGGGAUAGAACCUGCAACUCUGGUAUUAUUACCACCAUGCUCUAAACCAACUGAGCUAUGCAGUUUUCUUAGUGUCCCCUUUCUCUGGAAUGGACAAUUCAUCUGCAUGAAUAGGGGCUUGGACCUGUGCACCACAAGGUGUGUUUAUAUGUGUGUGCGGUUUUUGGGAAAUGAAUGGGUAGAAGAACAUAAGAGCAGCCUGCUGGAUCAGGGCAGUGGCCCACCUGGUCCAGCAUCUUGUUCUCACAGUGGCUAGCCAGAUGCCUCUGGGAAACCCGCAAGCAGGAUUUGAGCACCAGAACACUCUCCCUUCCUGUGGUUUCCAGCAACUGGGGUUCAGAAGCAGGCAGAGAGAGACAGUUUAGUAGUGCCACUUUAGAGCAGUGUUUCACAACCUUGGGUUUCUAGCUGGUUUUGGACUACAACUCCCAUCAUCCCUAGCCAGCAAGACCAGUGGUCAGGGAUGAUGGGAACUGUAGUCUGAAAACAGUUGGAGACCCAAGGUUGGGAAACACUGCUUUAGAGCAGCCUACCAUAGCUGCUCUCUAGCAGUUGGAUUGAUUCUCUCUGCUUAUAGGACCACUUUGCUUAUACAGUAUAUUUGUAAAUUAAAGAAAUAUUGUAAGAAUGCCCUAAAUCCCCAGCAUAGGUGCUGACUCCUAGGGGCCAAAGCAGUUUCGGCCCCCAUAAUAUUUUUUUGGGGGAGUGGGCCCCUCAGUAUUCAAAGGAUGUGUCUGGCGCUUCUGAUCAUCUGGAUGAACUGGUGUGUCUGAUCUUCAGUGCUUUCUCAUUCAAAGGAAUUUUAACCUUGUUGUGCUGUCUUGGAACACCUCACCACUUGGAAAUAUGUGUGCUAUGUACUAAUAUGAUGGCUGACAACAAGCAGGUGAGGAUAAUGGUGCACUAUUUUGUUAAUGGUGUGCUCUCUCUAGGGAAAGAUUUGUCAGCGACUCUUGCCAGAAUCAUUCUUACCUUGAGAAUGUGUUACUUUGAUAAGUUCGGAACAUGUAAAGAGGAAUUGAUUGCAAUUGUUGCCCAUAAAAUCAGACUAAAAUUUGCUGAUGUGUUUCCUACCAAGGUGAGCCUUUGGUUGGUUGGUUGGUUUGGUCUGCCAUGCUUUCCCCUGGAUUCUGUGGUUAUAAAAAAGUAAAUGAAACUGGAGUCAUACCAAGGGGGAGCCUAGCAGGCUGUGCUGAGUAACUGCAUCUCCUUGAAAAAGCUGCCACCUUGAUCUGGGGACCAGUUCACACUUAAACGUAAGCAGUUGUGCCCUUCCCCAAACAUAGGCAUGUUUUGGGAAACACUGGGAUCUUCCCUCUUAAGGUGGUAGACCUGUCAAUUGACUGGUGAAAUGCUGACAGAUGACUUGGUUAUUUGGCUAUUGUCCACUGUGUACAUGACAGCUUAACUUUUUAUUUAUUGUGAAUAGCACUAGAAAGAACGAUAUUUGCACAUUUUUGUUGUGGUGAAGAUGGGGUGUGUAUGCUCGUUUUGAUCACUUCUGGCAAACUGAUGCCUGAUGUAAUGUUUCUUUUAGAGACUUGUAGUCUCUCUAAGCUACGCCCCUCUGCAUUUGGCAUAUAGCUGCUCAACUUUCUCCAAUUAGGUGUGGUUCUCGUGUUUUGGAGUGUUAAGUCAAAGAAACUCCUGGCAUCUGAACUUCAUUUGUGGAGAAGUAGUGCAGAAAAGGAACAAAGAGGUAUAAUGGCAUAUGGCAUUUCAAACAAUUUGCAGAAUUGUAAACAUUUCGCCUGUGUUCUGCUGGAUUACUUGGCUAACAAGAUCCAACAUACUGUCUUUUGAAAACUUGGAACGUUUUGCUAUGGUAUCGAAAGACACCUAAGAAAGUGAUGUGAACAGAAUUAUGUUUUACUCUGGUUACUGUGUCAACUUCAAACUUACGUAUGUUGUUUACAAUUAAAAGAUUGAAAGCAUAAGAUAAAAGAAUACAACAUGGAAGUUGAAUCACAACAGAAUAAAACCAGCAACAGUGUAAUGUGAAUUAUCUCUGAGCAUUGAUAUGCCACACUGAAAUUUAUUUAUGACAUAGUUCUCUCUUGGAAGUUCAAAUACCUAAUCCAUACCCUCCCUUGUGUUAAUGGAGGAUGGGGUGGGGAGAGGAUUAUGAAAUACAUUGUAAUGUGAUAUCUGAAGCAAGACCUCUGUAAGAUUUGCCUCUACCAGUCAUUUGUGUGUGUCACAGCUGUUUUCUACAGACAGUUGGCAGCUGCACACUCAGACAGACAGGCCAUGCCAAGUCCCAUAGUGACCAUUUUCAGCCAUAUGUUGAUGAAGGCUUGAUAACGUUGAUGGUAAUGGGGAGACUUAAUGAAGGAUUUUCCUUUUUCCUCCUUUGCCAAGAAACAUGCCCCCCCAGCAAAAAAAAAAACACCUUUCUGUUACACUUCUAAAUAUUUAAGAGGGAACUCAAAUGUGUAAUUCUUUGUGGAGGGCUAAGGAUAAAAUCAAAUGAAAAGUGCUACCAGGAAUUUCAGGUUGACAAAAUGAAAUGGCAAAUAAAGUCUUCUGGCUCUUUAUUCGCAAAGGAUUCUGUUGGUGCAGAAGUAAUUGAAAUCACAUAAAAGUUAGAAAUGUGUGUUUGUUUGCAGUGUUUAAUAAUUCAGUGUGGCGGUGUUUUAAGGAAGACAGAUGGCAGCAAUAGCUUCUUAAUUCUGAUAUGAGCCUUAUUAAUUUUCAAGUGAGCAACAGAAGCAGCUGGCAAGAUGAGAAAAUCCAUCCCAGUUGUAGUGUGGUUAGUGGUUGUCAUUGCCUGAGCCAGAGGACUCAGCUGGGUGCAGCCCUGAUGGCCAACUAAUGAGAGUCUCAGUGUAGGACAAACAUUCCUCCUGCCUUUGAGAUGGUAUGGGGAUCGGCAUAUCAGCGUAUUUAUCCAUAUUUUGUUUACACUUAAUAUUUAAUAUGCAGCAGAUAUGUAGAGCUGCUCAUAAUGUGUGUCUCAUGAUUGGAAAUGCAUGCUCCAUCUUCUCUUAACGCAAGAAUUGUCUUGGUGGAAGAGACCAGAGCUCCUCCUCACUUAGCGUUCUGCUUCCAACACGGCCAGCCAGAUUUCUCUGGGAGCUCACAACCAGGGACUGGCUACUUCUCCAUGAACAUUGGGAGGGAGGUUAUUGGUUUGUUUUGUUUAUUCUGUAUUUUUAUGCUGUGAACCACUCUAAGAUAUUCAGAUGAUGGGCAUAAAAAAUGAAAUAUAAACAUUUCUAAUUCCUUUAAAAGCAAUCUAGGCUUGUGGCCAUGAUUAAUAGUUAGCCAGGUGUUUGUACACUUACAUCUAAGUGUUCAUAUACAAAAUUUUGUUUCUGAGAACAUCUGAACCAGCCAACCGAAUUAAUCUUUACAUUCAUUUUUUUAUAGUCUUGUUGAAAGUUAGGCUUGUUCAUUAUGGGAGGGCUGCCCCAUUUGUGUCUCUGCCCUCAUUGUAUCCUUUUUUUUUUUAACUUUUCAUAGAAGAAAUGUGCUGCCACAUCAAGGGUGAGGAUGAAUAUAUACCACCUGGGAAUUGACCUGCCCCUGUGAUCUCUCAGUUGUACUGCUUUCCCCUAGGCAACAUAACAACAUCUUCAAUGACUGUAUCUAAUUAAACCUUGCUUCUCAGAAAGUUACCUGGUUAUCUUUAUGGAUAGCCUUAAAUAAAGGAUGAUGUAGUUUGAUAAAUAAAUCUAGCAGUUGAUUUUUCCAUGGCAUCAGAAAUUUUAUGGUCAAUAAAUCUGUUUUGCUUUUUCCUAGAGAACAGACAAUAUUAACUCUGUGCUAUACUGUCAGUACAUGAAAGAUUUGUUCUAAUCUAUUAAGGCUCCCUGCAUUCCAUCGCCUGGAUCAUCUUAGCUGCUCUGCUUCUUUUUUUCUGUGCCUUUGCCUAUGAAGGGCAGGUUCAAAUGUUACUAGAAAGCUCAAAGCUCUUCCUCAUGGUUCCUCAGACAUCUAAAAGCUGUUUACAUCACACAUUUACCCAAAUAUGUGCAGUGUCCUGUUUCACCAUCAUCAUCUGGCAGUGUAGGGCACUUUAUACCCAUCCCACCCCUUGGCUUCCACAUGUUAAUGUUUGUAGAUGAGCAUCAAUAAAGGGAAGAAUGUGCUCUAGUCUAAUGAAGGAGGCAGGUAAUUCUUGAACUGGCUUUGCUGCAAACUGUUUAUCCCUCUGUCCAAGAGAUGAGCACUUUCUGAAUCCUCAAAGAUCGCUCAUUUUCCUGACAGUAGUCUAGAGGCCAGAAGUAAGGUAAAGGUAAAGGGACCCCUGACCAUUAGGUCCAGUCGUGACCGACUCUGGGGUUGCGGCGCUCAUCUCGCUUUAUUGGCCGAGGGAGCCAGUGUUUGUCCACAGACAGCUUCCAGGUCAUGUGGCCAGCAUGACUAAGCCACUUCUGGCGAACCAGAGCAGCGCACGGAAACACCAUUUACCUUCCCACCGGAGCGGUACCUAUUUAUCUACUUGCACUUUGACGUGCUUUAGAACUGCUAGGUUGGCAGGAGCAGGGACCGAGCAAUGGGAGCUCACCCCGUCGCAGGGAUUCGAACUGCCGACCUUCUGAUCGGCAAGUCCUAGGCCCUGUGGUUUAAUCCACAGCGCCACUCGCGUCUCAUAGAGGCCAGAAGUAUGUUGUGCCAAAUAAACAGACUGUCAGUGAAGGUGGACUAUAAAUGCAGAAAUGUGAAAAAUGGCAUCAAGCGAAGGGUUAGAUGAAAUUGGUUUGGGUGGUGGAUUUACCAGUUGGCCAUCUUACCUUGAUCCAUAGAAGUGUGCUUUCCCUUCAGUUGCCUGUCACUGGAGUGCCUUGGUAUAAAUACCAUUCCUACUUAAGGGGGAACUGUUGUUCAAAUGGUCUCAAACAACAAUAGACAGGAAGCUGCUAUGUACAAUUUAAACCACUACCAGCAGCUUCUUUUUAAAGCUCUGCUAGGCUGCCUGUUCUAAAUGUCAUUUUUACGCUUAUUUUCAUUAUACGAAAUUGUUUUUAUUUUGUUUCAGCCAUGGAAGAAUUAAUAGUUGAACUACAGCUGUUUCUUCAGCUUCUGGACCAUGAAUACUUAACAACCACAGUCAGGGAGAAGAAGGCAGCUUUGAGUAACAUUCUUCUGAGGAUACAAUCAUCAAAAGGUUAAUGCCAAGUUUAUGUUAUUAGCAUAUGGUGUGGGGUGAGGUAAGACUGUGUUUAACCCAGAGCACUAGGAAAACAAAACCUCACCCAGUUCCCCCCUCCUCAUCUUGUUGCAGUCUGGCUUACAGGUUCUGCACCCGAGUAGAACAGCAUUUCCAAGUGGCCAUUCUUGCAGGGGUGAACCUUCUGGUGGUUCCCUCACUGCGAGAAGUGAAGUUACAGGGAACCAGGCAGAGGGCCUUCUCGGUAGUGGCGCCUGCCCUGUGGAACGCCAUCCCAGCAGAUGUCAAGGCAAUAAACAACUAUCUUACUUUUAAAAGACAUCUACAGGCGGCCUUGUUUAGGGAAGUUUUUAAUGUUUGAUGCUGUAUUGUGUUUUUAAUAUUCGGAUGGAAGCCGCCCAGAGUGGCUGGGAAACCCAGCCAGAUGGGCUGGGUAUAAAUAAUAUAUUAUUAUUAUUAUUAUUAUUAUUAUUAUUAAUUAUUUAUUAGUGCUGAGUGCAGGGAGUGUGGUCAAAUUGGGCACAAACAGUGCAUGCCUCUAACAGGGAACAGGGGUGUUUCAUGGAGUUGGGGGGAGGAAGGAGGAGGGUUAACUCUUCUCUGCACAGCAGUUAGGCUUGAAAGCAGCUUCUCAUUCAGCCCAAUGAAAGGCUGUUUUCAAGUCUCAUUUCCCUGCGUGUGAGGGACUUCUUUUUUAAGGGGUGGUGGUGCCACAGGGCAUGGAGAGUGGAGGGUUGACCGCUUACUUUCUGACCCUUCUAAAACUGCCACCCCACGGCAUUUUGUCUUGAAAACAGCCAUUGGUUUCAGUUAAAGGCUGUUUUCAAGGGAGGAGGGGGUCUUUGCACUGGACAGGCCACAACUCUCACUAGUGCCCCAUUCCCAGAGGAAAGAUUUGCAUCAUUCUCUUCAUUCCUCAAGUGGGGGCAAGAGUGCCUUCCCAUUCUUUUCUUUGCAGCUCCAAGGAUGUUCCCUCAUGAUAAACUUUAGUGGCUUCUUAAAGUAAGGAUUCUUAACUCCCCUUUUGUUUUCAUUUUCAUUUAGCAAGUCACUGCCCUUGUUUUAAUGUGUUAUUCCUUCUCUCCCACCCCAUGUCCUAUGUAUGUGUAAGCUUUGAGUUGAUGCCAUGGUAAGCAUCACCAACUCCAUUAAUUAAUAUCAAUUUUACAUAGUCUUUUCCCCGUCCUCACAUUAGAUUUUGAAAUAAAAGAAAAUGCACAGAAACAAGAGGUUACCGGUAACUUACCUGCUCCUCCGCAGAUGCCUCUGCCAGAGAUUCCUCAGCAAUGGCUGGUGAGUAUAUUCCAAGUGUUUGCUAAUGAAGAGCUCUUUCUCAAUUUUUUUUAAAUAGUACAGCUUUGGAAUUCGUUUACCUAUUUGUUUAUUUGAAUGUAUAACCUGUUCCCUCAUAUGUAAUUAAAGUGUGAAAGCAUAUUCAGUAGGAUGAUUUGCCAUACCUUCCUUGCCAUACCUUCUACUUGUAUAGCAAUUUGACUUUCACUUUGAGCUAAUACUUAGCAGAUUAUCCACCAGGUCUUCCUGUUCAUACUUAAAUAUCAUUGAAACAAAUUUGCUUAUUGGCUAUUCCCAGUGUUUCGUUUUCAAUGAAGAUACUACACCAAAUUUUCACCCAAUUUUAAUUGAUUUCCAUAUUUGAUGCCUGCCAAUUAAUAUUUUGCGAUAUUGGAUAGCUGACAUGUUAAUCAGUCUCAGUUGUUUUCAUACUUCUAUCUUCAGGGAAUAAUUGCUCUACUGACAUAUGCCAGGGAAUUUAUCUGUGUUCUCCACAGAAUCCCUGAACAUUGUACAAGAUGCUGCAAUGUGUUCUUGGGUCUUGUACUCACUUGGGUCUUGUAACACCAGACAUUCCUGUGGUUGCACAUGCAGACCAAGUGCACAGGCUGUCUUUAAUCUACUCUUCCAAAGAACUCAGGGUACCCUGGACAUAGUGUGAAAAUCCCUCUUACAGUGUAAAUGACUAUAUUUUAUGGCUUGAAUGCAAUAGAAGUUAAUAUGAGACAGUAUUUGACAGCAAGCGUAUAAUUGUAUUUAACUUACAGCAUUUGAUAGACUAUAUUUGCUAAUAUUUACUGUAUUUUUCGCCCUAUAGGACGCAUCGGCCCAUAGGACGCACCUAGUUUUGGAGGGGGGAAAUAAAGGGAAAAAAAUUUAUUUCCCCCCCAGGUGCAGGGCUGGGGCGGGGGAAGCCCGAGCUUCGCCAGCCCCCAGAACAGGCAGCUCUCCGCAAGCCUUGGGAGACUGUCGCGGCUUCCCGCCGGGCUCCCACUGCUUGCGGAUAUCUGCCUGAAGCCCAAACCAGGUCGGGGAACAGCGGGAAGGCGCGCUGCUUCUCCCCGCCGCCAGCCUCCAAACCAGGUUGGGGAACCGAAGCCUGGGGCGCACUGCACAGUCCAAUUGCAUUCCCAGCCCCCUAUAGAACAAAAACAUAAUUACUGCUAAAAAUACAUCACAUUCUGUUCCACCCAAGCACAUUCUAUACAUGAACAACACAUUCACACUAAUGAAACUCAAAAACACCCUAAACUAAUUUGCUCAUAAUUACUAUUCUAGGGCACUGUCAGAUCACACUCCUGACACUAUUCCCACAGUUCAGCUUCCCAUCCUCAAACAACAACAUACUCGCAUGCCUACUCUGUGAGACCCAGACAAACCUGGACAAAUACUGACAUACAAGCAAUAAUCCAUAAACAUCCCGUGAACAAAGCCCUUCAUACCAAGCACUUGCCCUCUCCAUCUCUCACUCUGCAGGGGCAGGUGGGCAGAAUCUCCAGUAGUUCUGAAGGUUAUAGAAGAUAUUUCCUCCAACUUUCUCACAAACCAUGCAGUGACGCUUCACCAUCUUCCUCACACUACACCAAGAAAAAUAAUUCUGUAAACAUGAUGCCUCAUCUAAAUACCCCUCCCUUCCUCCCUUCAUCUCUCACCUACGGGACCAAAGCUACCUUAAUAUCAGGCUGUCUGCAUUCUCCACCUUAAAGAAAAAAACACAUUCUAGCCCACUAAUAAUGUUUAUAUGCUGCCAGAGAAAUAUCUGUUCAAUCCUAUAACUAGUAGUGAAAUUCUUCCAGGUAUGGCUGUUUGGAGUCCUGAAGAGAAUUAAUCCACACCACAUAUUGUUUCAGGUCCCACUUGCUUUCUUCCAAUUCCCAGCAUGAGUAAUUUUUACUUGUAUUUGUUCAUUCUACCACAGCUGUUAAAAUAGCAACAUGAUAAUGUUUAGGGAUCUCCAUCCCUCCUAAUGACUUUCUCAACUCAGUGAUUUUAUUAUUCCCAAUCAGUCUCUUCAACUUGGUUGAACCUGCAUUUUUAUGGAAAGCAUCUGACUCAUCUAGGCACAUUUUGCUGUGGACUAUCUUUGUAAAUGCUGCCACAUCUUAGCCCUAGGCCCAUGUGAUAUUUUAGCAGUUGGGCAAGUACUUUGAUAACUUUAUUCUUGAAUAUUUAACACCUCUGUCUUUCCAUUUAGAUUUAUAAACAUUUGUGUUAUUAUUUUAAACGAUUACCCGUUGCUUGGUUUUGCUUGAUUUACGUUACAACCAGCAGAUUUGCUGAAUUUGUCAGGCCAUGCCAUCCUUUGGCCCUGGGAGUGCGUUGUGUGGGACUGAGUCCUUUCUGGUAGGUCCCCAAACCAGGGGAUGAAUAAUGCCAGCCCUGGAGGUGGCAUAGUCUGGUCCCUUUUAUUUCCCUCCCAUUGCUUUCAAUAGAAGGCAAAUAGUUAAAGUGGGGGAAAGGAAAAGGGUGGAGGGACACAAGAGCACUCCUCCACCCUGUUGACUAGACUAGCAGGUCAUUCAAGUAUAUUUGGUACUCUUUCCUUUCUUAAGAAAUAGCCUUGCAGUAGCCAAUAAAUUCUCCACUGAUACAGAGUCCAUCAUAAUCACUCUCUCUACUUUGUUACACAUCGUCUUGAUGUGGAAGACUUUUGGGCGCAGUCCUGUGCUGCUAAGUAAUUGGAAGAACACUCAGAUCACAUUUCCCUACCUUAGAAGAAAAGGCAGCUUAGCUGAGUGGUCUGCUGUAAUUACACAAAAGCUGCAUUUGGACGUUCACAUUUCCAUGCAGGAUUCCUAAGUUGCAAGAUCUGAACAUAAUGUAAAACAACAACCACAACACCUUGAUGUUUUCUUUUGGCCAUUCAAUGUGCUUCACUUUUGUGGAGCUGCCCUUGGGUCUGGUUCAGAAGCUCCAGAUGGGGCAGGAUGCCGUGGCCAGAUUGAUGAUGGGAGAUUCUGGUUGAGAACAUGUGACUGUGUUGUUAAAGCAGCUGCAUUAGCUGCCCCAUCUGCUAAUGAGCCACGUUUAAGGUUCUUGCAUUGAUUUACAAAGCCCUGAACAACUUGGGGCCUGGAUACCUCAGGGACCGCCUGGACCCUUAUAUUCCAGCUCAGCCGCUGAGAUCAUCUGCAAGAGAGGUUCUGGUCAUUCCCAGAGCUGGUGAGGCUUGUUUGACAGCAAUGAGAAAUUGAGCUUAAAGUGUCAUCGGCCCAGUCCUGAGAAACACCCUGCCAACAGAGAGUCAGGGGGUGCCUUCUGUGCCAACUUCUGAAUGCCUGCUGAAAAGUUUUCUGUUGUGCCAGGCCUAUGUAGGCAAUUGGGAGUACACCCCCACAAUGGUCUAUUGAUGCCUGGUUUUUGUUUUUUUGCUUUUAACUUGUUUUUAACUUUUUAUUAUUUUAUUGCCUGCUUUUAUGUUUUUAUAUUGUUGUAAACCGCUGCAAUAAUAGUUUUUUGAUACAGUGGUAUAUUAAUAUAAUAUGAUAUAAAUAUUAAAUAAAUAAAUAAAUAAAUAAUAACGAAAAUAAACUUUCCUCCCGCAUUUAGCCACCAGAUAAUGGUCCACCACCAUUACCUUCCUCAUCCCUUCCUGAAGGUUACUAUGAGGAAGCAGUACCACUCAGUCCAGGAAAGGCUCCAGAAUACAUCACAUCUAGUAAGUAAAAGAUACACAACUGAGUAAAGUCAACUGCAAACAGGAAAAAAAUGCAGACAAUAUAUAAUAUAUCUGCACAAAACUGAUAAACCUGUUUUAGCUAAACUAGAUUCCAUUUCAUUUGUUGGUAGGAUUGAGAAGCUAAAUGUUGAGCCUGUGACACUUGAUCAGUAUUCUAGGUUACCUACCAAGAAUUAUUUUUGCUUGCUGUAUGCUACUCAAGCAUUCAAGACUGUCUUGCACUUUUCAAAUAAUGAUCCGCUUGACCUUUUUACCAAGCAAUUCUAACUAUAGGAAGCCAGCAGAAUCUACUCUGGGUAAUUUAAACUGCCAUAAAUGAAGCUGGCAUAAGUUGCCCUUAUUUCCAAACUCCAUUGAGGAACAAGGCUACUGCUGGCUGUGCUGGCCUGAGUCUGCCAGAGGGAAAACAAGCCUUUAAAAUAGAGUUUGACUUACACCACCUUUUUUGACGGUGUAGGUUCCAUAGGAUUAUAGAGUUGGAAGGGAUCCUGAGGGUCAGCUAGUCCAAUCCCUUACCAGGAUCUUAGGUCACAUGACCAAGCUGAAGGGGGUUUGGAAUAGGUGCAAGUCACCCAUGUGUUAUCCCACCCAGCCACACUCCUUUUUACACUGGCCUCAGUUCAGCCAGCUUUGGCUGACCUGGGAUAGGAGACUUACCUGCUGUGCCUCUGGCUAAGCCAGGAUAAGGGCUCAGCGAGAAAACUUACUUAUCAUCCUGGUGGAUCAUGGGUUUGAAUUGUGCUGUCACUAUAUCUGUGGCUUCAGUGUUAGAAACAGAAUGCCUUUGAGCACCAAUUUCUGGGGAUUCUGAGCAAGAGAGGGCUUCCCAUAGACAUCUGGUUGGCUCACUUAAGAAUGUCGCAUUGAAGUCAUUGUGGGACUGCACAAACUGAUUAAACAUUUGCCCUUUCAUGGGCAUAUAAAACUUAUUUUAUGUACAAGGAAGUAGGCCUGGGAUUUGGGUGUCUUUCAGAUCAGCAUUUUCCUUCUCACAUUAUGAGGAAGUGUAGUUAAUGAGAGAGGGCUGGACAACAAGACCCUUAAACAUUUGAACCAACUUCCCAAACAAAUAGGCUUAGGAUUCUGCAUUUCUUCCUUUGUUUUAUAGUUAUUGCGGCUUUGGUUAUUAUUUGUAAGCUAACUUUGCUAGUGAAAAUGUAAAUGUGAUACAGUCAUACCUUAUGUUACAUCCGCUUCAUGUUACGUUCUUUCACGUUAUGUCCCGUGGCGACCCAGAAGUACCGGAGAGGGUUACUUCUGGGUUUUGCCGCUCGCGCAUGCGCAGAAGUGCAAAAUGACGUCACACGCAUGCACAGAAGUGGCGAAUCACAACCUGCACGUGCGCAGAUGUGGCGCUGCGGGUUGCACUCUUUUCGCAACCAGAGGUACCACUGUACUUCUAUAAAAAGUUACUCAGUAGAGUUACAUCUAUUGAUCUUUUACUCUACUGAUACCACUUAAGAAAAUGUUUUGAUAGACACGAGAUCAUUCUGAGCAGACUGUUUUGUUCCAAAUGUUGCUUUGUUGGAAUGUGCUGUUUGGUUAAGUUUAUUUUAAUAGAACUCCCCACCCCACCACUUUUGUCUUAAGAUUACGAUUCUGAUGCUAUGAGCAGCUCUUAUGAGUCUUAUGAUGAAGAGGAUGAGGAUGGGAAAGGGAAGAAAAUGAGACACCAGUGGCCUUCUGAAGAAGCAUCGAUGGACCUUGUUAAGGAUGCUAAAAUCUGUGCCUUCCUUUUAAGAAAGAAGCGAUUUGGGCAGUGGACUAAACUGCUUUGUGUGAUCAAAGAAAACAAACUACUGGUGACUAAAAUUUAUGUUUUUUUUGUGAUAAUGCCAGUUAUAGUGUUUUGAAACCUGAGAAAACUAUCCAUGAAGCUGUGAGCCACCUGCCUGGGUGUGCUGGCUGACUUGCUGCUGCCAUUAGUCAUGGAUUGGCUCUCUUUCCCUUCAGAAACAGGGACCUAAUCAAUCUAGUAGACGCCUGGUGAAAACAUAACCAGUAGGACAACCCACUUAUCACAAAAUCUCACAACAGCAAAAUUUAUUGCCAUAGUGCAAAAGCUUUGUGGAUCAGAGUACUAGAAUUCAGCUGGGGCUUCUGUUUCAUUACUAGUUUUUCUGACAACAAAUUUUAUUGCUAUUUUAGAAACCAUGACAUGGUCUCAAUAUAGUUGUGCUAAUGUUGAUGCUGUUUAUUUUUGAUUAGUGGAAAAAUGAAGCAAUUUUUUUUUUAGCUUUAGAUUGGAGCUGCUUUUUGCGCACAAUGAAGCUUUAUCCUAAUAUCAUUCUUAACUGUGUGUUUAGUGCUAUAAGAGUUCAAAGGACCAACAGCCUCAGAUGGAACUUUUGUUGAGUGGCUGCAGUAUUACAUACAUUCCCAAAGAUAGUAAAAAGAAGAAGCAUGAGCUGAAAAUCACACACCAGGGGCAAGAUGCUUUAGUGCUUGCUGUACAGAGCAAGGAGCAGGCAGAUCAAUGGCUGAAGGUACGUACUGCAAUUUUAACCAGUCCCAUUUCCUAUAGUGAUCUUGGUGCCAUAAAAGUGUGUUUAAGAAUGUGAGUAAACUGGAAGAUCUGUUUGAAGUGUGAAGUGUUGGCACUAUUCCCUAACUCGUGGCGUUGGGGCAUGCAGCAGCGUUGGCCCAUGGUGUGGUGCAGGUGGGUCUACAUUGCUCUCCCAGCUUCCCAACGCCAUGUUUUGGCUGCUGCUUACUGAGAGGGUGAGGUGCAGGCAGCGCAGCAUGGUCCCCCACGCUGUGGCAGGAGAGUCAAAUUGGCUCUGCCGCUGCGCAUCACACUGAGCAUCAUGCUGAGCUGUUCAUGCCAUGCCCCUUGGUAAGUAGCAGCCACACAUGGUGUUGGGGGGUUGGGAGAGCAGCGCAGCUCCACCCCAUGCAUCCUGCCAGCUGCUACUGGAGGCAUGAUAAUUCAGCCCACUAGUAUCCUUAAGCCAUACAUAAACAUUGUAUGACAUGGCUCAGUGUGGUGGUGUUGUUGUUGCUGUUGUCCUCCUCUGAGGAUUCAAUCAACUGGCGAUGUGACCUAGUGCUCAUUCAUCUUUUAAUCUGCUUCUGCCUUAUCAAAUUUUCACUCCCAGCUCCUACUUUUUGUUGUUUUACUUUUUUCUGUUCAUAUGUUUGGUUAUUUAAAAAAGGGUAAUUAUUCAGGUUUCACCAACGUGAUCCGAAGUAGCUGAAAUGUAAAUGGCCCUAAAGUUAGUCCUGAUUCAGUUCACUUAAAAGUCACCAGAUUUCACUUCUCUUGUUCCAUUGGGACUUUGUUCCAAACAAUUGCAGCUUGGCUGAUGACUGCACAUUGUAGAAUGUUAGGGCUAUCUUUUUGUAGUCAAAAAGUGUUGUUUCUCUAAAAAUCUAAGGCAAAAAGUGUUAACGUUUGUAUUUAUGAUUCUGUAGUAGCCACUUAAAAUUUUCCUGCCUUAGGGGGGCUCCGAAGCGUCCAUAUUUUGAAAUCCAACUGCACAAUAGAAAGGCAGGUGAUUAAUUUUGGCAGAAAGUUGUCCUUGACCUCAGAAACGGAAUGAGCUUGAUGCUACUACUCUUAUCAAGGCACUUUUGCCACAUAGUAAGCAGUUGCCUGUAAUUGCUAAAGUUCAGUUUUUCAUAUACUUCCACCUACUUUGCAGUGUUGAAGCCUAAAUUAAUUUCAGAAGGACUCUCAGGCAAAGUAACUUUUCUCCUGUGGCUCUUGAAAUUUAUUAAAGUAGUUUAUGAAGAAUUCUUUCCCAUUUGCUUUUACAUGCUGUUUCGUUUGCAAAUUGGCAUUCUGAUUCAUGCCCGUUUGCACAAGGGAGCAGCUACCUUGUAAGGACUGAAGGGCUAUUUUCACACUGCCUGUUCUGCUUCAGAGACCAGAUACACUGGCUAGAGUGGAAGCCUGUCUCACAUGCAGCCUUCUCUCAUUCUAACUCCACUCCUUCCUUGCAAAUGAGCUAUUUUGCAAUACAGGAACCUUCCCAGAAUCGACAUCUUCAUUAAAUGCCUUAUAAAAUGUUGUGGUUUAGUCACCAGUGUGCCGCUUGGUGGCAAAUGGCAGUGUGAAUACAGUCACAUCUUUCCCCUGCUUGCCCUAUCGUAGAGUGUACUGUAUAUCUCCUUUAAAGUUUUGUGUUUGAAGCAGCAGGUUCCCCACUAACUCUCCACACAGCUGGCUGGUGCAGCCCCUUGUUCUUUGCCUCAGGUCUGUCAUGUCUUGUGCCGUCUUGUCCUGUCUGGAAUCCUCCUUUGAUGGGAUCUCCUCCUAUGUGUCCAUGCUCCUUUCCAAGUUGGGAGUCCUCUUUUGAAUAAGUGUGUUUUGGAGCUGUCCUGGUAGCGGUAAGCUUCAGAGACCCUUUGAUCUAUUCUGGAGCCUCUUUUGCCUGUCUCUGUUUUGCCUUGUAGCCUGAGCUCCGCUCCUGCUCCCAACUUCCUGCCCUGCCUGCAUGACGGCACCUUUUCAGUUCUAACUGUAUAUGCUUCUUCUGAGUUCCCUUUGUGUGAGCCUAGGUCCUGUGCCUACUUGUUUGUGCUGGAUUCUUGCAUAACACUUUCCCCAGAUCCGUAAAAAACCUUUCCCUUGCAUGUUACUUGAACUCUGAUUUUCAUCAGCUUAUAAAGUCUACUUCCUUGGUCUAAACCAGAAAAGAGGAAAGUCUCUUUCACAACAUUGAUUUGUAGUAUUUGUCCCUUACCUUUUGAUCUCAAAAACGGAAUUGUUAGUUAAAAUUUCUGAUACAGGAUUUCCUCCCUCUUUUGUCUCUCUCUGCCCAAUUUCCUGAUAAGAACUUAGCCUAAGUGCUGAUGUUGGUCUCUGAGCUCUAUUUGGGUUUCUGAAUUAUAUUGUCUGACUUCCUCUGGUUGCUUAAACUAUUGGUAACAGGUUCUUGACACAGAGUGUGCCUCAAUAUGGAAAGCUACUACUAUACCAUAAACAUCAGUAUGCCUAUCUACCUUCCUACUUUUUUUCCUGUGUCUUUCAAUUCUGGUUUGAUGGGCGCUAUAUAUAUAUAUACUCUGGAGCACUAGGAAGGUUCAGAUGGAUCAGGCAGGUUUGUUUGCUUUCCCUACUCUAUGCUCUGCUUAUUUGUGGGGAAUUUAAGAUAAUCUUCUUUUUUAAAAUAUAUUAUUCCAUUUCCUUUGCCUUUCUCCUUUAAUCUCUGAGGUAGGUCUUCCUAAGUAUAAGUAGGUGAGGCACAUGGUGUUGUUUCAUUCCAAUACUUGAGGAUGGAUUAUGUAGCCAAGAAUCCCAAAAACUGUUGCAGAUUUCUAAUAGUUGUCUUGUCAAAGCACUUUUAAGUGACUUCAUUCUAAGUGGUUUUUUUAUAAUAAUUUUUUAUUCAUUUUCCAAACAUUUUUAUACAAUCAACUCAUAUUAACUCUCACAUUCAUCAAUUUUUAACUUCCCUCAGUUUCUCUGCCAAUCUUUCGUUAAAAUUUCUAUUGUUAACGCAUUUCUGAACUUAUUAUUGCCUUUAAUCAUUCCUCUUCCUUUCUCCUACUUUCUUUUUUACAAUAUUUCUUAAUUUUUCACAGAGACUCUUCAAAACCAACAAGCGUUGUCUGUGCAUCACAUAUGCUUUUCAGAUAAUCUGUAAAUUUCCCCAGUCCUCGAUAAACUUUUGGUCUUUCUGAUAUCGAAUCUUCCCAGUCAGUUUAUCCAAUUCCGCAUAUUCAGUCAGUUUCAUUCUCCAUUCUUCCACAGCUGGAAUUUCUUCCUGCUUCCAUCUUUGCGCCAGAAGUAUUCUUGCAGCUGUUACAGCGUAUUGGAAAAGUUUACAAUCUUUUCUAUUAAUUUCAUUACCUACCAAUCCUAGUAAGAAGGCUUCUGAUUUUCUAACAAAUGUAUAUCUCAACAUCUUUUUCAAUUCCUUAUAUAUCGUUUCCCAGAAGCCUUUCACCUUUUUGCAUUCCCACCACAUAUGAUAGAAAGUUCCUGCUUUUCUUUACAUUUCCAACACUUGUUACAUGUUUUAUACAUUUUAGCUAAUUUAACUGGCGUUAUGUACCAUCUAUAUACCAUUUUCAUUACAUUUUCCUUUAACGCGGUACACGCCGUAAAUUUUAACCUUUCAUUCCAUAAUUUCGUCCAAUCAUCAUAUUGUAUAUUAUAACCAAAGUCUCUGGCCCAAUGUAUCAUUACUGAUUUCACCUCUUCAUCUUUUUAAUGCCAUUCCAACAACAUUCUAUACAUUUUAGACAAAUUUUUAUACUCAUUAUUCAAUACCUCUAUUUGAAAUUUUGAUUCUUUUCCUUCAUAUCCACACAUUUUACAGUCUUUUUUAACAUUUCACUAAUCUGGUAGUAGUGCAACCAAUCAUAAACAAAUUCUUUCACCUCUUCAUAAGUCUUCAUUUUCCAUUCCCCCCCCCCCUUACUAUCAAUUCUCCAUAAGUUAUCCACCUCCCCCUCAUGUUUAUCUUUUUCACACUCAUCACUUCCAAUGGUGAAAGCCAAAGGGGGAGUCUUGGUUCCAACAAAUUUUUAUACCUCUCCCACACCUAUAUCAAUGAUCUUCGGAAAAUGUGGUAUUCAAAUCCUUUAUGAAUUUUUUUCUUUUCAUACCACAGAUAUGCAUGCCACCCGAAUCUAUUAUCAAAUCCUUCUAAAUCUAACAACUCUCCAUUCACUAAUUUAAUCCAUUCCUUUAACCAACAGAGGCAUGAUGCUUCAUAAUAUAGUUUCAAGUCUGGCAGGGCAAAGCCACCUCUUUCUCUCGCAUCUGUUAAUAACUUAAACUCAUUCUAAGUGUUUUUUGCACAUUGUUCAGUAGUAAUAAGGGGAAAUGUGUAAUCCUAUGUAACAUGAAAUAAAAUAAAUCUUGCUCUUCAGAUUUUACUUUUGGAUAAAAUUGGUCAAGUCUUGUUAUUUAACAUACUCACUGCAUAAUAUACACCAAAAUUCUUCUUUAGUCAUCUGCCGCAUAUUGUGAAAUAAUCAACCAUAUAUCUAUUCUGAUAAAAUUCCUGGGGAAAACUUUGCACCUUUUACUUUUCAGUAGCUGUUCUGAAUAUUUUUUUGUGUGUAGCUGGGGGAAUAAUUUAUCAUCAAGGUUUUCCAAUGGUUCCAUCAGUGAAAGCAUUUCAGCUUGCCCAACAGAAUGAUCUCCCCUCUCCCCCUGCACAGGCUGUUCAGGGAGGGUCUCCAGGCCCCUCAGAGGUCAUUGGGGGAUACAUGGGGGAGGAGAGGAAUGUCUCAUUCUGCUAGUGUUGUGCAUCUGCUUAGUUGAAUCAGGUCCAAAGUGCUUUAAAAUAUUUGUUUAGACAUAAUGAUAAUCCCAUGUGUGUUCAUAAGUAAACUGAUUAUAUUGAUUUUUUUAAAAACAACAACCCAACGUUGGAGAAACAGCAUACGCAAAGUUAGUAUAUUCAGAAAUAGCAAACAGAAGUCAUUUUGGUUAUAGUGUAAAAUCUCAACAUUUUAUUUAACUUCCAACAAAAGACAGGGAAGAAAGAAAUAUGACUCUCUGUGUAUCGUGAUCACAAUACUUCAGUACUGUAAAUCUCAAAGCCAUCAAAUUACAGUGGUGCCUCACAAGACGAAAUUAAUCCGUUCCGCGAGUCUCUUCGUCUUGCGGUUUUUUCGUCUUGCGAAGCACGGCUAUUAGCGGCUUAGCGGCUUAGUGGCUAUUAACGGCUUAGCGGCUUUAAGAAAAAGGAAACAAACUCGCAAGAACUCGCAAGAGGUUUCGUCUUGCGAAGCAAGCCCAUAGGGAAAUUCGUCUUGCAGAACGACUCAAAAAACAGAAAACUCUUUCGUCUAGCGAGUUUUUCGUCUUGCGAGGCAUUCGCCUUGCGGGGCACCACUGUACAAACAUUUUGCAACAACUAUGGCCACAACAAUGGCAUUCCAGCUGUUACCUUUCCUGAAGUGCCACUCUUGUCAGAAAUGUGUCUCAUUCAGCAGCUUGUUUCAGGUUCUGAAAAGGUUCUUCCAGGUUUUGUAAACAAUUCUAGGUAUGAUGUAAUAAGAUGGAGUUUUGGAAAAAAUCCUGUCUGGACCAUGUGUCACAUAUCACACAAAUUGUGUAAUUCUCGGGUUAUUUUUCAAGGGAUUGGUCCCCCCUCCUUCCCAGUCUUCAUUCUCUUAAAGCACCACCUGCUGUCACCUACGUACUACCCUUUGCAAAUAUUCACAAGGCGUUAGGGUCAACUAGAGGCUCUUAAGUACAGAAUUAAACUAGCACCAUCCCAUAAUUGAGCCGGCAUAAAUACAUUUUUAUAGUUAUCAAUGGUAGUUUAGGCCAUUCUUGAUUUUUCUUGAUAGGCAAACAUUAUGAAAGCCCUAAUCCUUACUUGGACAGAAAUGACGCAGCUACACCCAUUAGUCCUCUGGCUGUUGCAAAGGGCUACCAUGGCCUCACGAUGUAGUUGCAGGCAAGCUUCCAGGUGGAGCUGGUGGUGGAGAGCAACCUUCUAGUCUCUGGCCAGUGACUGGGGCCAGUCUGGUCUUUCCCUUUCCCUGAUGUUCUUCCGGCUAGGGUGGGGUGCAACCUGCCAUUGGUCCUUAGUCCUGUGGAUGGGGCUGGCAGGGCCAGAGUGCCUUUGCUUCCCUUCUGUUUUUUUUUUUUUUUAAUAAUUUUUAUUAAAGUUUUGAACAACAAAGAAAGAAAAGAAAAACAUACACAAUACAUAUAACAAAAACACACAAAAAAAGCAAGAUUCAACAAUAAAAGAACAAAAAACAUAACAAUUAAAAACAAUAUCUCUUUUCCAUUUCCGUUUUUUAGUUACUUAUUUUCUGGACUUCCUCAUACCUCCCUCUUUUGUAUUCCAAUCCAAAUUGUUUGUUCAGCAAUUUCUUUUCCACUUUUUUAAUCCCAAUCUUUAGCUUUAAUAAGAUAUUGAAAUAUAUAACUUCAACUUCUUUAAACCUGAUCUUUGGUCUUAGUAUCAUAUAACGUUAAAAUUUUUCCUCUUAAUGUCAAAUUUCCAUUUCUUUAAACAUCUUUAAUCCUAAUCUUUAAUCUUAGUCUAUCAUUAACUUUAACCUGUACAGCUGGAAACCGCUUAUUUUCAGUCCAACAUCACUCUAACAUUCUUUAAUUUUGCAAUGUUUCUGAAGAUAGUCUUUAAAUUUCUUCCAAUCUUCCUCCAUCGACUCUUCUCCCUGGUCACGGAUUCUACCAGUCAUUUCCGCCAAUUCCAUAUAGUCCAUAAGUUUCAUCUGCCAUUCCUCCAGCGUGGGAAGUUCUUGUGUCUUCCAAUACUUUGCGAUGAGUAUUCUUGCUGCUGUUGUUGCAUACAGAAAGAAAGUUCUAUCCUUUUUAACACCAUUUGGCCGACUAUGCCCAGGAGAAAGGCCUCUGGUUUCUUAGGGAAGGUAUACUUAAAUACCUUUUUAAUUCAUUAUAUAUCAUUUCCCAGAAAGCCUUAAUCUUUGGGCACGUCCACCAAAGAUGAAAAAAUGUACCUUCAGUUUCUUUACAUUUCCAACAUUUGUUAUCGGGCAAGUGAUAGAUUUUUGCAAGCUUGACUGGGGUUAUGUACCACCUGUAUAUCAUUUUCAUAAUAUUCUCUCUUAAGGCAUUACAUGCCGUAAAUUUCAUACCUGUGGUCCAUAACUGUUCCCAGUCAGCAAACAUAAUAUUAUGACCAACGUCCUGUGCCCAUUUAAUCAUAGCCGAUUUUACCGUUUCAUCCUGAGUAUUCCAUUUCAGCAGCAAGUUGUACAUUCUUGACAAAUUCUUAGUUUUGGGUUCUAACAAUUCUGUUUCUAAUUUGGCUCUUUCCACCUGGAAGCCAAUUUUCCUGUCCAAUUGCCUUUGCUUCCCUUCUGGAGGUACAGGACAGCUCUAUAUACCAUGCUGACAUCGCCUGAACUUUGUACCACCUCAGCAGAAAAAGUACAGAAAGCUAUGUUUUCUCCCUGGUCUACCUUCAGGCACCAUGUCUUAAAUCUGAGAGGCAGGAGGGAGACAACUUUUCCAGGGCCUGUCUUACUUAGGAGCUACUCUUUCUUCAGAUAACACAUCUUCCCUAUGUGACUGCACAGAGUUGACAAAAGCAAGUUUGCAUUUAUCCAUAGCUGCUUAUGUACAUAAUGGGCGACCUUCUCUUGCAGUAGUAUCUGGUAUGACUUAUCACGGAGAUCUUGCAGUAGUUUCAACAGUGCAUACAUGCAGUAUCGAAAGAUACCUUAAAAGGGAAGGAUAAUGCCCUGAACAAGCCUAGCCUCUUGCUGUGUCACUAAAAUAUAUGGCUUUGCAUUCUAUUUAUUACUUGGAUUUCUAGCUUGCGCCAACCCAUUCCUUCAGACAGGGUAGAAAUACCCACCGAAGCACAAAUAACACAGUGCAAGGAUUACUAUUACUCUACAUCUGUUUUAUUUGAACAAUUAAAAUCAGCCCAAGUAAAAAUCCCUUACAAUUUAUCUAGAAACUAUUCAGGGUUUGACAUGUCUUCAGUUCCACGACAUGCCUCUUUUUGCUACCUUGGCCUGCAGAUAGUGUAGUCAAAAUGGUGAUCCAGGUUGAUCUUAAGGAUCGUAAUGCAGCAGAGUGGAGAAGGUGACCUCAGGAGUUCUGCGUGGUCCUUUAGGCCUUCACAGGUCAAAACCAUGAUUUUCAGUUACAUUCAGAAGCUGAUCGGAUGCUGGCGCUGCAGGAUCUCUUCUGCCGUUUUAUAAUUUUCAGUUUAUUGAUGAUUUCAUUGUUUUUAAUUUGUUGAUUUGUGCUUGAGGAGCAUGGUUAAAUCAAAUAAAAUUGCCACUGCAGUGGGAUUGAGGGUGUGCAGGUCUCUACCCACAACCCAGCAAAGCGUCCUUUGUAGCGAUCUCUUUUGGAUGGAAACAGCUGUCUUGAGGACAGUGAGGACUCUGGAUCCCUUCCUGCUGUAGUGGUGAAAUAAGGCCUUUGAGAAAAUGCAUGACUGCACAGAUACAGCUUCAUGAUCACUGCCAAGUUAUUUCUUGUGUCCUCUCUUUGACUUCCAUUAUUGUGUGUGGCCAAAACUAAUUGACUCUGUGGGAUGAGCAGAUGCUGAAAAUAUGAGCAAUUUUGUCAGGGUCAUGAAAGAGGCAGCAGCAGAAGUGCAGCUUUUUUUGUGUAAGUACAUUACAUUUGCAGUAAAUGGAAGAACACCCAUUUGAAUUUUUUUGAAUACUUCCAAACCUGUUUUAGAAUUCACAUUUUUAGAUAAAAAUGCUUAGCACUUUGUCCAACAAAUCAGGCUUGUUACUCCAUCUUUCCUACCAAUUUUUUAAAAAGAAGACGCUUUGAAAAGAAUUAACUAGUCUUGUGGGGGUGCCUGUGAUACACAAGAAAAAGUUGUUAAGUAUAGUGGUGUUGCUGAAAAAUCCAUCGAGAUAUAUUCCAGAGUGGCAGAACAGAAAAUCCGUAUCCCAUCUGGCUAUAAUGCCAAAAUAAGUAGGAAGAUCUGGCUGGCACUAGAGGAAAAAAAGAACUCAUUCUAUUGUGAUGUUGGGAAGGAGGUUUCAUGCAAGGACAUGUCUCCAUUCCAGCCCCGUCUUCUGUUGCUGUCAGGAAUGACUGGCGAAAACAGAAGUGGGAGCGGAAAUUUCCCAGGUAUGCUUGUUCGUCUCACACCCAGAACUGAAAUCAAUCUAGUGAAUACUAUCUGUAUUUACUGUUGCUGCUGUUUUCAUUCCACAAAUGAUAUGUGAUGGAUUGCCGUCCCCAUGCCCCGCAUUGCGUUUCUUUGCAUUGAAAUAAAUGGCGUGGAACAUGGGUAGGCAAACUAAGGCCCAGGGGCUGGAUCUGGCCCAAUCACCUUCUAAAUCCGGCCCGCAGACGGUCCAGGAAUCAGCAUUUUUUUACAUGAGUAGAAUGUGUCCUUUUAUUUAAAAUGCAUCUCUGGGUUAUUUGUGGGGCCUGCCUGGUGUUUUUGCAUAAGUAGAAUGUGUGCUUUUAUUUAAAAUGCAGCUCUGGGUUAUUUGUGGGGCAUAGGAAUUUGUUCAUUUUUUUUCUUUCCAAAAUAUAGUCCGGCCCCCCACAAGGUCUGAGGGACAGUGGACCGGCCCCCUGCUGAAAAAAGUUGCUGACCCCUGGCGUGGAAUAAUGCAAUGACAACAUAACUUACAUAAUUUACACUUGCUAUAAAAUUGUUUUGAUAUGGUACAUGAUGCUUGAAAAAAUAAUAGCAUCAAUGGAAAUUUUAAAAAUUAUGAAGGGUCAGACAACUGUUGUAAGCUAUUUCUAUAAAUGGUGGUUGUGCAACAAGGCUAAGAAGCAAGAUGGGUCAAGCAAUCCUAAGCCCUGGUCCUGAGCAGCAAGACUGAGCAGAGUUAAAGGUCAACCCCAUACCUGAAGUCUUGUUGGCUUCUUCCAGCCAGGGCAAAAGUGGCAUUUUUUCAUGCACCUCUCAGGGGAAUGGACUAUAUUGGGAUCCAUGGCUGUCCCUACUCUUUGCAUUGCUGUUUUGAGGCUCCUACAUUGGAUAACCUGUAUUUAAUGUGUCUGACACAGUAUUAUUUGCCUCAGGGCUCAGUCCUGUUAUGUUGGUUUGCAGGGCCCUUUUAUGCAAGCCUUUCUCUGGCUCAGAUUUGGGUUUAGCUAUUACGGAAGUUGAAACCUUCCACCUCUUUACCUUGUGGCUCCUCCAAGACAUGCAUAAAGAAGCUGACUAAACAUAAUGGGAAGUAUAAAAAGAUGGCAUCCUUGAGAAGUAUCGGAAUUCAUAUUUUUUUGAUAUUUAUGAUAUUUUCAAGAUAGCAGCUAACUACAAUCCCAAUCUCUUAUAUGUUCUCCUCCCCUCCAGUACAAUAUCUUCAGUUUCAAGAAAAAAUGCCUCUUUUCUUUUUGCAUUUCUUUGAAGGUAAUUAAGGAAGUUUGCAGCAACUAUAUUGGAGCUACAGAUUCAGAUGGACCUUCAUCUAAUUCUCCCGUUCACAAGACUGAACUGGAAAAGGUAAUUGUACAAUAAGACUACUGGAAAAUGCAGUGUAUGAGUGUUGCACCAUGAAAUAUGGGUAGUUAACCUUUUCUGAGAAUAAUGGUUUGGUUGAGAGUCUCUUCAUAUAUGUCACUAUCUUAAAUGAGGAUUUCUACAUUUUUAAGUAAUACAUUUUUGCUAGUUGUGUGCUAAUCAUUUCAGGCACACAAACUUGCAAAACAAGCACCCUUCCCCAUGUCUGUUUUGAAAAAAUUGGAAGAUCGCUGUCCUUUUAGUUUUCUUGUUAAUUACCUUUCAUUUUUGGUUUCCUGAUCUGCCUGAUCUUUAAAGUCAAACAUGGUAGACAAAUGAUACCCUCCAGUUUCAGGGCAUGAAGCCCAGGGAACCAUUGGAGACAUACCAUACUUUUCCGUGGAUAAGAUGAGGUUUUCCCCCUUAAAAACCAUGCUAAAAAGUGGGCAUCGUCUUAUACAUGGAUAGUGCAUAGGGUGGGCGUUUGAUUGGUUGCUGUCAGCGGCUAUUGUGCGUGUUAUGGAUUGCUGCGUCAAUGGGUGGUGUUGAUUGUCCAACGCUGCAGCAAUUGGGCAGGCAAUUGGCAGCUUCUGCUGGCGAAGGGACAGACAGGAGGCGGAUUUUGAGAGGCGUGUGCAGGUGAGCAGUUUUUGGCAUUCCCCCCCUUAAAAAGCUCAACAACCCUCGGUAAUUCCCCCCCCCCCAAAAAAAAGCUCAACAGCUCUGGGCAGUGCUCCGCAAAAAAAGCUUUGCCAUAUCCCCCCAUUUUCUGAAAUUUCAGUCCCCCAAAAUAGGGCGCAUCUUAUACAUGGGGGUGUCUUAUAGAUGAAAAAGCACGGUAAUUUUCCUCUGGGCUGCUUUGCUUAGUCCUCUGGGUGUUCUGCCCUGAUGUGCUGUGCUGCCCAGGGCAUUAGGGUGAUGGAGGAGAGAAAGGAAAACUUAGUUUCCAUUCACUGCACACCCCUGCUGCCACUGUUCCUGCUGCUGCUGCUGCUGCUCCUCCCUGCAAGUUAACAGAACAGAUGAGGAGGAGAUGUGUACUUUGGGUGCUGGGGCAUCAGCCUGUGUGGAGGAAAACGAAUUACAAAAAAGUAAUUUUCUGUUACUGCAAAAAGGAAAUAGGAAAAAUGCUUUCCCUCAAAACAACUGCAACACACUCACACAGGAAGUGCAGAUCUUCUUCUGCAACUGCUGUGAAUGUUGUUUUUGGCACAGUGUUUGCCAAAGAGAGCUCUGACUGUUUGUGAGCACAGAAGUUAUAAGGACAGGCAGGAUUCCAGCACCAUUAUUCAGAUAUUUUCAGGAACAUCAGCACAAUGAAGGAAUGCUUAAAUUUUGGAGCAUAGUGAGAUCAAGGACUAAAUAUAUGCAUAAAGAAAAUGAAUAUAGAAAUCCCUGGGAAGUGGAAUGAAGAGAAAGAGGGUAAAAGGUGUACUGUGAAAAGAUUUAACAGCUCUUUUCAGAUGUACAUGUGGAUAGGCUAAUUUUCUUCCUGUUAUCUUUUCGUAGCACCACAAAUAUAAAAAGCAUUGUGCAGUAAGGCUGCUAUCAGUUGGGACCUCUGCAUGACUGGGAGUUCUGAGUUGAUGGAAGUCUACCCAGAAGCAGUAGCAGCAGCAGCAGCUGUUCAUGGCUAGGCUCCUCUCCUGCAGGCAUCUUCUCUGACACAUGCCUGUCCAGGGUCAGGCCAGUCACAAGUAAAAGGGUCAUAGUUGUGGCUGGGUGGGAAUUUAGAGGUGAAGCCAAACGUUGCUAAAAAAGUGGUUUUAAGGAGGCAUUUAAUCGCAAUGCAAGUGAUCUGGUGUCAGAUAAAGGCUAGAAUGAACUCCCUCUUCUGUUAGGAGAACACUGACAAACUGGAACGUGUCCAGAGGAGGGCAACCAAAAUGGUCAAAGGCCUGGAAACGAUGCCUUAUGAGGAACGGCUGAGGGAGCUGGGCAUGUUUAGCCUGGAGAAGAGGAGGUUAAGGGGUGAUAUGAUAGCCAUGUUCAAAUAUAUAAAAGGAUGUCACAUAGAGGAGGGAGAAAGGUUGUUUUCUGCUGCCCCAGAGAAGCGGACACGGAGCAAUGGAUCCAAACUACAAGAAAGAAGAUUCCACCUAAACAUUAGGAAGAACUUCCUGACAGUAAGAGCUGUUGGACAGUGGAAUUUGCUGCCAAGGAGUGUGGUGGAGUCUCCUUCUUUGGAGGUCUUUAAGCAGAGGCUUGACAACCAUAUGUCAGGAGUGCUCUGAUGGUGUUUCCUGCUUGGCAGGGGGUUGGACUCGAUGGCCCUUGUGGUCUCUUCCAACUCUAUGAUUCUAUGAGAAUAGCAAGAACACUGAGGAGAAUGAUCCAAGGGCGGUCAAGUAAAGGCCAUGGGCAGAAAUGUAAUGGGAAAUAAGGGCAGAGGUAUAGUCUCUAUUAGGAAAUUCAAUACUUUACAUUUUGUUACUGAGCUCCACAUGACUCCCCCGGGUCAUUUAUAAAUAACUACAGAAGGAAAGUAAAUCUGGACUGUGGUUUAUAUAGAGAGAAUCAAAGCACUUUGAUCAUUUUUUACAAAAGUAUUGUACAGAUAAUUCCACAGUGGAGGAAUAAUGUAAUAUUGAGUGGGUUUGACAAAUAUUAUGUAUUUAAUGCUUCUGUGAAAAGGUUAAUUUUUGAAAAUAAAUUAUUGACUGUCUCAAAUUUGUCCCAUGGCCAGAUAAAUAGUUGGCAUAUUCUGAUUCAUAAUACAUCAGUUCCAGUGUGACCCCAUUACUAAUGACCUAGUUCUUUUCUCCUGCAGAAACUAUCUUCAGAAAGACCAAGUUCUGAUGGUGAGGGGAUUGUAGAAAAUGGAAUAGCUGUCAUCUGUAAUGGAAAAGAGCAAGGUAAUAUGCUACUGACAGUGUUUGAGUCACACCAUAAAAUGUUCACAGUAUUUUAAGUGCUGGAAAGGUGAAAAGAAAAAUGGAAUUUUCAUAUACAUUCACUCUGAGGAAAGGUUCAUUCUGCCAGCUUGAUUCAUAACGAUGUCCAGUUGUAUCGCAACGUAGCUGAAAACCUGUUCCUUAAGCUGAGGAACCACCACACAAAAUUUGGUUACAAUAUCUUAAGAGGUCUCCAAAUGCAUAGACAACAACUUUCCAAAGUAUAUAGUAGAUGCCGGGCUGCUGUUAAAGAUGCAGGUGUGAAAUUUUGAAAUCUUGCAAGACUGACACAUGCAUGCUUUUCUUAAUAGUAAAGAGGAAAAAGAGCUCUAAGACAGAUUCCAAGGGCACUGUGUCUAAAGUAACAGGGAAGAAGAUAACAAAGAUAAUUGGCCUAGGAAAGAAGAAGCCCUCCACAGAUGAACAAACCUCAUCAGCUGAAGAAGAUAUCCCAACUUGUGGUGAGUAAUUUCCCAUGUUGUUACCUGCAAUUAAACUUGAAAGGGCAACAGGUAGAAAAAGCUCCACCAAACUUCAGUAUUUAGUGGUGUUUCAAUCUCCUAGGUUUGCUGUUACAUUCCUCUUUCACCCACUGAAUUUGGGCUCUGAUGAUUUAAUAGUAGCUUUAAAGAUUAUGGCAUCUCCACUCUUAUCUGUGUCCCAACUUCAAAUGUGGUUGAGAAGACUUAAGCAGUGCUUAGGUUCACUUUCCACAAGACCUGGCUUUCUUUGUAUGGACCACAGAUCAUAAUUUAAAACAAAUUCUGGUCUGUUUUUAAACAAUCCAGCUUCAAAGUAUGGGUUAUGAAGCUUAAACACUCUUCAUUUUAACCAGAAUCUUUGAUUUGCAGGUAUUGACAAGCCAGGUUUUGUGGAAAGUGCAACUAAACUCUGCUGAAUUCCUCCUGGUUGCUGUAUAGCAGUUGUUGAGAGAGAGAGAGAGAGAGAGCCAUGUGCUUGUGGCUGUGUCUUCCUGCGCAAGUACAUAGUGCUAAAACAUGGUUUACUAUUACAUGCAGCCCCUUUUUAUUGCUCUCUAGUACUUUUUCCAUCUCUACAGUGUUGAGAAGUGUGGUGCAGUGGUUAAAGUGUCAUCGUAGGACCUGGGAGACCAGGGUGCAAAUCUCUACUUGGCCAUGAAGCUCACUGGGCGCCCUUGGGCCAGCCACUUCCUCUCAGCCUAGCCUACCUCACAGGGUGGUUGUGGGGAUUAAAUGAGGAGGGGAAGAACCACACACACCACCUUAGAGAAAAAGGUGGGAUAUAAACACAACAAUCAAAUAAACACACCAGAAGUGGGUCCUCAUCCACUUUCAGAAAAAUGCCCCAAGGUAAAGAGUUUUCUUUAAAGUUUCCAUGGCAUUCUACAGAGGCAGCCGACCUUGAUGCAGUAGCAAUCAUCAGAGAUGCUUAGCUGUGUACCUGGUUCUCCCUUAGGUCUUUGAAAAAAAGACAAUGUGCUAAUGCAGACUUGUGUUGAUUUUGAUUAAGCAACUCGUGGUGGGGGCAGUCCUGCUACCCCACCCUCAGUGUCCCUGAAUGUGCUGGCCUGCCUACUCCAGCCCCCAGCUUCCAGCCCUGAGGGGGUCUGAAGGAGGCUUCUAAGUGCAGUUGAAUCAAUGCACUUGGAAGCCUCCUUCCUGUUCUCAGUUUUCUCUUGUGGGGAAGAUUCUAAGCACACCUGGAAACCGCCUUCAGACAUUUCCAUUGAGAGCUCUACUUUAAAAGAAAGAUGGAAGCUGCUGCUUCUGCUUCUUGGGGGAGAGAGCACAUGUCUUGUGUGUGCGUUGGACAGUCGUGCAGCUGCAUGGUAAAUACUUGCGCUGUCUCCACCACCCCAGCUGGAGAGUGCCCAAAGAGAGACGUCUUUUCUGUGGCUCAGUAAAGCUUUAGUUAAAAGCACCCCCUGUUUCAGCUGUAGUAUUUAUUUUUCAGUUUCACAUCCUUAAUUUUGAUGAGCACCAGAGUUGACUUGAUUUUUUUAAAAAAUGAUUUUGUCCCGUCCCCCCCGAUAAACACAAUUGUGAUACAGCUGAGAUGAACAACAACCCUAAUAAGCAUUGGUGUGUCAAAUCAUUUACAUAUUCAUAUGACUCUGUCCUGAGGUUUAUACACCUUCCACAGGCUGACCAGUAAUACAGCCUUGUGGGUAUAUAUCAUUUCAAAGGAGCCCAUGGUGUUGUGGUGACACAACCACAGGCACUCCUUUGCCACUGCAGAGAGAGAAGGGCAUUUGUACGACCACAAGUUUGCCAUUGGUUUUGGGGUCUUUGUGGUGCGUCCAGUUGAAUGAACUUUUUUUUUUUAGUGGAAAGUGCCUGUCUUUGUGUUUUGCAGGAUAUCUUAAUGUGCUGUCAAAUAACCGGUGGCGUGAGCGCUGGUGCAGAGUGAAAGAUAAUAAGCUCAUUUUCCACAAAGACAGAACAGAUCUAAAGACCCAUAUUGUCUCUAUUCCUCUCCGUGGCUGUGAAGUUAUUCCAGGACUGGACUCCAAGCACCCCUUGACGUUCCGCCUGCUUCGAAAUGCACAAGAGGUUGCCGUAUUAGAGGUUAAGUUGUUUAGUGUGCUUAUCUUUUGCCAAUAGUGACAUAAGCAAAAUCCCAUUCUCUGACCAAACAAUGUAUGCCAUACCUAGGAAAGUCUCCAAUUAUAUGUUGGAAGCAGGAUUUCCUUUGUUCCCACUCUUGUCCCACACUUUUCACGGUUGGAUCAAUUUACAGCUUUUGAAACUUCUUUAUUAUAGUGCUUCCAUUAUUUAAAGUGUCUAAUAAUUGCUUCUAUUUUGGGGGAAAUUGAUCUCUCUUCCAAAUCUUAUCUGUAGGGCACAUCAGUCUCAAGAUUACCCUAAUUUGCAAGGCAGUGUACUAUACUAUUGAACUAUAAUAUCAGGCCAGAAAGUGGCUUAGAUGGAUUCUCUCUUCAGUUCUUAGUUUCCACUUCUCACUAAGUCCCUGAGGAGAAGAUAAUCGGAAAACAAAAUAAUAUUUACAUUUGAAUGUAGUGCUUCUCUCAUUAACCUCUCUGUAUGAUUGUAUAAUGGCAAUACUGCCAUUAUUGCCUAUGCUAUACUAUAACAUAGAAUCAUAGACUUGUAGAGUUAAACCCAAGGGUCAUCUAGUCCAACCGCCUGCAAUGCAGGAAUAUGCAGGUGGCCUGUGUGGGAAUCUAACCUGCGACCUUGGCAUUAUCAACACCAUGCUCUAACCCAGUGUUUCCCAGCCUUUUUCAGACCACGGCCCCCUUACGACCUUGUUUCCUUCCUGUGCCCCUCCCCAGACAUAGCCAAGGGGGUGGGGCAGCUGUCCCCCAAAAUAAGUAAAAAUCAAUACAAAUAGGAUAUUCUCCCACCCUAACGAAAGUCUGCCCCCCCAGCAAAAAUACUGGCUACGCCCAUCCCCCCCCCAUCCUACAGGUAGAAAGGUAGCUAUUUAAAUGAUUUGUUUGUAAAUAGAACAUUUUUUAUUUUUGCAAUUUUUAUACAAAAUAUAAUUGCGUAAAAUGAUAGGAACAUAAUGAAAUAUUGUUGAAGCAGAAAAAACAUAAAAUCAUGGAGCUGGAAGAGACCCCAAGCGUUCUUUCUAGUGAAACUCCCUUGCAAUGUAGGAAUCUCAGCUAAAGCAUCCAUGACAGGUGGCCAUCCCACCUUAGCUUAGAAACCUCCAAGGAAGGAGAGUACAGAACCUCCUGAGGGAGAUCCACCUCCCAUGUGUUACAAAAAGUAAACAACACUUAUUUGACCCAAGCUAAUUGACACCGAGGUGUACAGGGAGUUCUGUAUAUGUGGGAGAAUUUUUAAAAGCAAGUGAUCCUCACUGACCUGGUGCAAAAAGAUAUUGUUAUCCGGAGGAGCCCUGGCCACCUAGAUAAAACUCACACACCCUUACUUGGGAGUAAGGUGCACUGAACUCAUCCCUGCUUUCUUCUGAGUAGACACUUUGGGGUGGAUUUAACCCCCCACCUUGCAGAGCCAGACUGACUCUGCCGAUGGGCCCUGCACCCCUUGACAACAUCCAGUGGCCCUGAUCCACUAGGCACUGGGAUGGAUUGCACCCUGUGCCUUGUGGAGUCAGGCCUAUGAUGCCACGGGUCCAGCCCUGCCGGCAGCAACAAGCAGCUCAGUCUCGCCCAGCCCUGCCCAUUGCCACCCCACCACUGCACUUACCUGACCUGGGGGUCUGGAUCGCGGACUCUACUGGGCAAAAUGGGAGCCUGAGCAAUCACCCUCUUCUGCCAGAAACAAAUCAGGACUGCUCCUGGAAAAUGCAGUUGAGAGAAAAGAGCCAAGCGGAUAAUAAUUUAAUAAUAAUUAGCCAAUCAGGAUUAGAAAAAUAAAAAUCACUUCUCACUUCCCUCUGUGGCCCCCUAGCCUCAUGUUGUGCGUGCCCCCCCCCCCAUUUACAUGAUUUUCACCUUGCCCCCCAUGGAAUAUCCUGAGCAGCCCCAGGGGGCCAUAUGGCCCGCUAACUGGCGGCUUCCCACCUCCCAUGUCACCUGGGGGGGGUGCCAUUCAUCCGAUGUGAGGGAGGUGGCAACUGGAGAGAGACCUCUCUUUUGUGGUGUCCCACUUACGAAAUGCUCUUCUCUACAGAGGUGCCUCUGUUGCCAAUUACACUUUCUUUAGGCUUUUAAUUUUGUGUAAUUGUAUUAAUUGCUGCUUUGAUCCUGCUUACUUCUUGUUUUUGUACAAUCUUCUUCUUGUUUUUAGCUUGAUUUUGGUGAGCUGUCCUGAAAAUGUUUUUCUGUUGAAGAGUGAGGCAUGAGUUCACUCGAAUGCAUUGUUUUUGAUAAAGAAAAAAAGUACACUUGAAUGAAAAACGAUGCCUUUCAAGUGACCAGAGUGCAUGUUUGCCUGAAAUUUCCCCAUCUUUGUGUAGGCUUCAUCUUCAGAAGACAUGGGCAGGUGGAUUGGCAUUUUGCUGGCUGAAAGUGGCUCCUCUGCAGAUCCUGGCACUCUGCACUAUGACUACAUAGAUGUGGAUGUGACGGCAAGUGUCAUUCAAGCCGCAAAACAGACCUUCUGGUAGGAGGAGCUAAACCAGUUAAGAACAUUUUCAGGAACUCUAGGUUCUUCAUUGUUUUGACUCUAUGCUCAAAAAGAUGUAAGGAGCAAUCCUAUAGGAAGAUCCUCCUGGAUACGUGGGUUAGGGUUCGGUGGAUCUCCGGCUGGCCUUAAGGAGUUCCUCGUGGAACUGGGCUGUGUCGGCUUAACUCCCUCAUCCUCUGCUCAGCCAGAGAUGCACCUCUGUAUUUCCUCCAUCCCAGAUGGCUAAAAUAAGCUGAUGUAAACCCUUAAAAAGGGGUGUGGGGGCAGGAGCAGAGAGGAAGGCUCCUUAGCCCCCUCCCCAGUCAUGUAACCUGGCAACCAACUGGCAAAAAGAAUGGUUAAAGGCUUGUUUUCCCUCUGCUAGGAGCAGGCUGCGCAGCCAGCCAUAGUCUGGCUUAAGUUAGACCAGUGGUACCAGAUUUGUCUGUGAUAGCUUGAAGUUGUGAGUAGAAGCUGAAGGUAUCCAUUUCUAAUCCAUCAAACAACUUAAGCUACAGUCUGAAACACAUCUGCCAAAAAGUAAAUUCAAUUGAAGCCAGUGAGAUUUACUUCUGAAUGAAGUAUCAGAGCAUUGUGAAGUUAUUGUUAAACGCUCGUGUUCACUCAAAAUGCUUCACAAAAAACCUGCUGUGAAUUAGGGCAGCAGCCCAAUCAAAUAAAUUCUAAUUGAUUAAUAAUGUUGACUAACCAGUAAAUUUGCAUAAGGUUAAAAGCAGUAUUUCUGAAGCAAGAAGCAAAAGAGGAAGUUUUUUUUUCAGAUGGUGCUUGCCAACUGCAGUUUUAUAAGCACUGUUAAUAAAUGUAUGUGUAUUAUUUUUAAAAUAUUCUGCAUGAUUCUUUAACAUCAUUUAAAGUAAAUUAAAAGUGUUGAAAUAGAUUAAUCUAAUCAAUUAAUUACAUGUUGAAGACCUGCUGUCAACUCAAACCCCCUUUAAAUAUCAAAUGAAGUACUUCUUCCCUGUUGGCUAACAUACCUAUAAUGAUAGAUGAUAGCAGCCCCCAUGGCAGUUUUCAAGUGUUAUCAGUAUUACCAUGUGGAGGACCAACCUGCAAAAAUAGAGAAAGCUUUGGAAAUCUUGAACCACUGCCAAAUACUUGAAAGAGAAAAUACAUGGUUUGGGGAGGAAGGACCCACCCUGCCUUUCUCUUAGGACCAAGUUUUUAUUAGUAAUUCAUAAUUGGCAUUUUUCUAAUGAUGUCUCAAGUUACUAAUUUAAUCAAAGCAACUUGUAUAUGCAGUAUAUCCAUUCGGCCCCAGACUUGCCCAAAACAGCAUUGGGAUGCAGCAAUCAUCAUCUGGCUACAGACAGGCCCUAGGGAAAGAGCCACCUUUGUAUGAUCAAGAGCUUGUUUAUAAUGAUUCUUUCUAGUGAGGUGAAGUCCAUCUCUUCCCAUUAUUUGUUGUUUUGGAGCUACAAGUUGUGAUGAAAAAAGCUGAAGCCAUUUGCUGACACCACUUGCAACAACAUGCUUUCAUUUCCAGAAAAUACGUUCUCCUUCCUGAGAAACAUCCUACCACUAGGAAGAUUUAAGAGUAUCAUUUCAUUUCUUAAAACUUCAGCCUUGUUCCUAAAAUCUUGUAGUCAUCUUUGGCCCUUUCCUUCAGAAUCCUUCUUUCCAUUGCUAUAUACAUAGCUGUAUUUCCUUAAAAUCAAUUAAUGUGUACAGGAACUGCUCUCCCACCGCCACCCACACAAUGCAUUGCUAAAUGAUAGAUUCCUGGCUUACACCUCAGCCUGUGAUACCAUACUGGGUGUGUUUGUAAUGAAAAACCCUUUGGAAGGCAGGGAGAAAUGCAAGGAAGAAUUUGAAGGGUGAAUCAUGCUUACUCCCUGUGUGUGCUUUCAGCAUAAACUCUGUUCUGUUUUUGCUUUUGUUUUAGUUUUAUGAACAGACGGGUUCUGUCUACUAAUCCUUAUCGAGGAAAUGCUGCCAAUGGCUAUGCGUGUCCCAGCGGGAUGGCCCUUCAUUAUGACGAUGUUCCUUGCAUAAAUGGAUCAGUAAGAAUUGAUUUUUGUGUAGGUCAAAUCAUUUACGUGUGUUGAGCCCCCAAAGUCACUUGUCAGAGUUUCACUGGGCAUGAUCCCAACAUACUGCUAUGUCUCAAGUACAGAUUCUUUGAAAGUAGGGCAUAUACUUUUAAUACUACAUGCCCAUGUAAAUCAGCAUAAAUAUAUACAGUUCAAUAGUCCUCUAUUAGCCAAAGCAUUAAUGCAACUCCCAGAGAAAAGUUUAAAGUUAAGAUUUGAUCAGAUCUGAACUUCACAAACUAAGAAUGAAAUGAGAAUGAUGCUUCUGAUGCCUAUCUCCUUCAUCGCCUUUCUCUUCUCCUGGCUGCAAAGGAGACUUCUUGACUUGCUAAACCAUUUCCCCAUUAUAUCCAAACUAGGAAACUGUGGUUUAAGCUCUGUGUUCAAACCAGGAUGAGAGUCUGGUUUCUAGGAAGCUCUUAAACUGCUUUGGACAUCAUGGAAACUGGUUUGAGGUCGUCUCUACCAAAACAAACUGGUUUCUUAAGCAUCUUCUCUACACUACAUAUGAACCAGGCCACAUCCUAGUAUGGUAUAGCCAGAUGCUUGCUAUCUCAUUUUCCUUGCGGUUUUGACCCACCAGCCAACUUCUGUAUCUUUAUUAUGUCAUUGGCACUUGUGUUGUAGAUAGCAUAAAUGCUGCAUCUGGAAUCACAGGGCUGGAUUGAACUAAAUAGUUGUGGUGGCAGGAGCAAGCGCAAUGAGUCCCAUUAGCACAGCAGAACGUUUUCUCUCCCUGCCCCACCCCCGCCAAAUUGGCUCUGGGGGGUCAGGAGAAUCCCCCAGAACAGUUCACGGGGGAGAAGAGGGGAGAUCAUUCCACCUGGCAAGCAAAAAUACUUGUGCUGACUGAACAAUCCUAACAGCAUGAUUCUGAAUUCCUCCCAUAUUAUGGCCGUGUGGGGAAUAGACCCAAGAUGGCAACCCCAUGAUAUCCCUUUCAGUAGAGCCUUGAUGAACCUUACUACAGCCUCCAAAAGUAACUCAAGAACUGAGAGAAUUAUGGUAAUUAAAAUUAAAGCAGUGCAUUAAGGCAAUGCAUGCUGAGAAGGUGAUCCAAGAGAUAACUUUCUAAUGGUUUCAUGUUUUCCCCGCCAAUGCAUGAAGUUUGUGUUAAUUUACUAAGUAUGUGUGUUUCAGUGGGAACUGGAAGAUGGCUUUCCUGCUUCUCGUGGCAGAAACAUGAGAGAAGAUGGGCUUUAUGAUAAUAUGGGCCUGUACGAUAACUUGCCGUCUCCGAAAAUCUUUGCACGCUACCCACCAGCAGACCGAAAAACCAAUAGGUUAUCUACUGACAAACUGUCCUCUAACCACUAUAAAUAUCCUGUCUCAUCCAAUCUGUCUUCUGCUCAGUCUGUCACUAAUACCUCUGCUGUGGGGAGGGGAUCUGUGUCACAGGUACUGUGCUGCUUAAUUCUCUUAAUCCAACUUUCUUUUGUGUAUCUCUGAGAUAAUGCACUGGCACCAAACGCUUGAAAUUUAACCAAGGCAGCAUGCUGCAUUGCUAAUUGUGUUGUUAAUAGUCACAUAAAAAUGCGUAAUACUUUUUGGAGGGUGGAAGAAUCACUGAAAUAAAACACAAGCCCAUCAACCCAUGCUAUGCUCCUGGGGAAUUCUCUUCAUUGGGUUAGUCUAGGUCAGAGCUACCAACCACUGACCCUCCAGAUGUCAUUGUUCUACAAGUCCCACUAACCACGCUGGCAUGGGGUGAUGGGAAUUUGGAAUCUAACAAGAUCUGAAGGGCCAUAGGUUGUUCACGCUUGGGCUAGAUUUUAAAAGUAGAGCAUGCACAUGCACACACACAUUCACACACAGGUGUUGGCAGUACUGUACUGACAGUUAAGAGUGCAGAAACCACAUGUAAUUCAUACUGUCUGAGCCUUUCCACUCUGUUGUAUAGGAGGCAUCCUUCAGUUCCACAAGAAAACAUCCACUAAUCUUGAAUACAAAAGUUACAUUUUGAAUCUGUAUGUGUGCUCAAUUCUAUGCCCUAUUCUCUUUUCAAAUUCUUUCUGGGGUGUUAUUCUUUCAGAAGCUCAAAACAGUCUGUGAACCCCAUGCAUGGUGGGCAUUUUCAGAUUAAAAAAUGAGCUGGUGAAAACCUUCACAAGCAGUUGGGCAGGAUGUUGUUGUUGGCAAGGUAGUAACAACCUAGUGGCAAGGUCACCACUUUAUCUUGGAAUAUAUUUGAACUGUGGAGCAUCUUUAUUUUUUUUUAAAUGCUUUGGUAGCUUAUCAACUAAGCUGCUCAUCUGAAUCCACCCCAAGGUGUUUCCUGAGCUAUUUCAAUUGCCUUUGUUUUUGACCCCUGGGUAUAGGGCGGUAUAUAAAUUCAAUUAUUAUUAUUAUUAUUAUUAAUAAUAAUAAUAAUAAUAAUGCUCAUUGCAAACAGCUGAAAGCCUGUAAAUUUUGAUAGUAAACCUGAUUUGCAAUAGGGGUUGAAUAAUUUUGAUUGCAACUGUACAUGUUCCCCAAGUUUGAAAUUGUUGUAUGUAAAACAGCUUUGAGGUAGAAAAGUCAAAAUCUGGCAGUAUAGUUACCGUAUUUUUCGCCCUAUAGGACGCACUUUUCCCCCUACAAAAAUGAAGGGGAAAUGUGUGUGCAUCCUAUGGGGCGAAUGCAGGCUUUCGCUGAAGCCUGGAGAGCGAGAGGGGUCUGUGUGCACCGACCCCUCUUGCUCUCCAGGCUUCAGGAGAGCCCCACCGCCAGCCCCGCAAGCUGGGGGGACAGCGGGGAGGCGCAACGCGCCCAGGCUUAGCUUCAGCCGUGGGAGCUGCGGAGAGCUGCAUGUUCUGGGGGCUGGGGUCGGGGGAAGCUCGGGCUUCUCCCGUCCCAGCCCCGCACCUGGGGGGGGGGAAAUAAUUUUUUCCCCUUUAUUUCCCCCCCAAAAAAUUAGGUGCGUCCUAUAGGGCGAAAAAUACGGCACUUUUGAAGUCAGUGUUGAAAUUCUGCUUUUUGUAUGCAAAUUUGAAAUUGACUUCCUUUUUUUGGGGGGGGGGGGAGUUUCACACUGACCUGAUUCAUGCUUCACUUCAAACCAUAGCAAAAGGGGGCAAGCAAUUUUGCUCAAGCGUACCCCCCCCCCAAACUUCCCUCCCCUGACUUCUUUCUCCAAUGUCCUGGGGAGUAAACCAGCACUCAUUGUUUGUUUCUCUUCCAACAGACCAUGAUGGUAAGCCAAAGUUUGUUUCUGGCUUACCUUGGUAAUUUGUUAGGCGAGAAGUGAACCACAAAUGCUGCUUUAUACAAAACAGUAAGCCAGCACUUGUGGUUUGCUUCCUUCCCAGGUUCCUGAAGAGAGGGACAAAGUGUGGUCUUUUGAGCAGCAUGCACUGCGAUUAAUUAGCAACAUAGAUCCUUGCAAAACCAUGUGGCACAUUCUGAAUGGUUCCUCAAAAUUUUGAAUAGUCACCUGUAGCCUGUGACUUAAGAAAUGUACAGUCUCACGGUUGUGUUCUGCUCAGUAAGAAACUGCAGUUGCUUUUUGUUUUAUCUUUGCGGCUUUAGAAGAAGCAUCCUUCCCAGCUGACCUAGUUUUUUAAACUUGUAACCUGCUUUCAAUUGGGCAGCUUGGGACAGUUUUGAAGCUUUGUUCUAGGAAAAGUGUAAACCCUGUCAUUGAAUAAUUACUGCUAAAUAUAUAUUUAAUUACUAAACACAUAUUUUUUCUAUCAGUUUAAAGGAAAGAAGGCUUCUGCUGCUACAAAUGGAAUAAUGGGGAAAGGAAGAACAUUAAACAACCCACAAAAGAAAUCAGAAUCUGCUUCAAAUGUAAAACGCAGCAAUUCUAGUGAGUGUUUCCUAUUUAAGGAAAGAAAAAUCCACUUUUUCAGUCAGUUAAAAUAUUUUUAAUGAGUUAACUGAUUAAUCAGCUACAUAGAAUUGUAGAAUCUUAAGAGUUGGAAGGGACCCCAAGGGUCAUCUAGUCCCACCCUCUGCAAUGCAGGAAUCUCAGCUAAAGCAUCCAUGACAGAUGGCCACCCAACCUCUGCUUCAAAACAAACCUCCAAGGAAGGAGAGUCCACCACCUCUCGCGAGAGUCUGUUCCACUGCUGAACAGCUCUUACCAUCAGGAAGUUAUUCCUGAUGUUUAGUUGGAAUCUCCUUUCUUGCAACUUGAAGCCAUUGUUUCGUGUCCUCCCCUCCAGAGCAGACGAAAACAAGCAUGCUCCCUCCUCCAUGUGACAGCCCUUAAGAUAUUUGAAGAUGGCUAUCAUGUCUCCUCUCAGUCUCCUCUUUUCCAGGCUAAACAUACCCAGGUCCUUCAAGUGCUCCUUCAUAAGACUUACUUUCCAGACCUUGGAUCAUCUUGGUUGCCAUCCUCUGCACACGUUCCAGCUUGUCCUGCUUAAAUUAUGGUGCUCAGAAUUGGACACAGUAUUCCAGGUGUGGUCUGACCAAGGCAGAAUAGAGGGGUUCUGUUACUUCCCUUGAUCUGGACACUAGACUUCUCUUGAUGCAGCCUAGAACAGCAUUCACUUUUUUUGCUGCUGCAUCACACUGUUGGCUCAUGUUAAGCUUGUGGUCUACCAAGACCCCUAGAUCCUUUUCACAUGUACUGCUAGUAAACCAGAUGUCCCCCAGCCUAUAUUUAUGCAUCUGCCUAAGUGCAGAACCUUACAUUUGUCCCUAUUGAAAUUAAUUUUGUUAGCUUGUGCCCAGUUCUCCAAUCUGAUAGGGUCAUGUUGAAUUCUGAUUCUGUCUUCUGCAGUAUUAACUAUCCCUCCCAGUUUAGUGUCAUCUGCAAAUCUGAUGAGCAUCCCCUCAAUUCUUUCAUCCAAGUCGUUUAUGAAGACGUUGAAGAACAAUGGGCCCAGGACAGAACCCUGUGCCACCCCACUUGUCACUUUUUUCCAGGAUGAUGAGGAACCAUUAAUGAGUACUCUUUGGGUUUGGUCUGUUGACCAGCUACAAAUCCAUCUAACCGCUGCCUUGUUCAACCCACAUUUUACCAGUUUCAUCGUGAAAAUAUCAUGGGGGACUUUGUCACAAGCCUUACUGAAAUCAUGAUACGCUAUGUCCACAGCAUUUCCCUAAUCCACCAAGUUUGUAAGUUGAUAAAAAAAAGAAAUCAGAUUGGUCUGGCAUGACUUAUUUUGAGAAUCCCGUGCUGGGUCUUAGUAAUCACAGCUUUCUUUUCUAAAUGCUCAUAGACCGACUCUUGAAUGUUCUGUUCUAGGACCUUCCCUGAUAUCAAUGUUAAGCUCACCGGUCGGUAGUUAUCUGGGUCUUCCUUUUUCCCCUUUUUGAAGAUGGGGACAACAUUACCCUGCCUCCAUCUGUUCUCCAAGAAUUCUCCAAGAAUUCUCAAAUAUAAUAGACAAAGGCUCUGCAAUUACAUCCGCAAGCUCCUUUAGUACUCUUGGAUGUCGCUCAUCAGGCCCUGGAGAUCUGAAUUCAUUUAAAGUAGCUAGGUGUUCCCUUCUCUUUUCCUAUCUUGGGCUGCAGCUCCUUCCUUACAUCAUUUAUUCUGUUAUCACAAUGUUGAGCAUCGCUUUCCUUCUGGUGAAGACAGAGGCAAAGUAGGUGUUGAGUAGGACACAUAGGACCUACCACUUGCUUGUUUUUCCUCUUACUUCGGACAUAGCCAAAGAAACCUUUUUUAUCUUUUUUACCCUCUCUUGGGAGCCCGAGCUCAUUCUGAGCUUUAGCCAGCCUGACUUUCCCGCUGCAACUGUUGGCUACACCUCCUUUGUGAUUUCCUUUCUUCCAUUUCUUAUACAUGCCCUUCUUAACUCUCAGGUCAUCUGAAAGUUACAGUCCUACCAGUUAGCAUUUGGUAAUGAAUUUGGUGAUUUCCAAUUACUAGUUAAUCACUGAACAACUAGGGAACUUAAUUAAACUCUCAUCUUCUUUUCUCAGUCUUCCUGUUAAUUACUUAAGAAUUUUGGAUGGCAUGUUUGCCACAGCCUUCCUGACUGCUCUUUCUUUGGUCCAGGUAUUUAAACCCACAUGGGUUUGAUUCCUGGUGUGUUUUACAAACCACACAAGUGACAGACAUCCCAAGGCUGCAGGUGUCAUGUGUGGCUCAUAAACCUGCCGGGAAGCUAAAACAAAUGUGCUGAAAGGUUUACACCCCUGGACCACAGUUGGCGUGGGUACAGCAACCACACUGGGAAAGAGAUGUGACAAGCAGAGAUCUUGGAAUAUGGUUCAGAGAUUUGGUGGUUACAUUUGAGAAAGGAUUUGUAUGCCUCGGAAAACAGCCACAUCUGCUGGAUGGCUGUUAGAAUGUCCGUGUUGGGACUUAGCUUUUUGAUUAAUAAGAACCUGGGGAGUUGCCUUAUUCUGAGUCAAGACCCUUCAUCCAUUUAGCUCAGUGUUGUCUACGUGGCAGUGGCUCUCGAGGGCAGUGUUUCCCGAACUUGGGCCUUCAGCUGUUGUUGGACUGCAACUCUUGCCAUCCCUACCCAGCAGUAGCGGUUGUCAGGAUUGAUGGGCGUUGUAGUUCAACAGCAGCUGAAGACCCCAAGUUUGAGAAAUACUGCAUAUUCCCUGCAUAACCUGGAAGUGCCAGGGAGUGACCCUUAGCCCUCCUACAUGCAAAGCAGAUACUUAACCACUGAGCCAAGGCCCUGCCCCCCAUAUAAGAAGGUAAGAUUAAUAGCAUUCCUGCUCUCUGAUGCCUAAUAGUUAACCUUUAUGUGUAGGUGCUGAACAGUACAAAUAUGGAAAGAACCGUGUUGAAGCAGAUGCAAAGAGGUUACAGACCAAAGAGGAGGAGCUGUUGAGGAGAAGAGAAACUCUGAGGAAUCGCCUGGCUCAGCUUCGAAAGGAAAGGAAAGACCUUAGAGCAGCCCUGGAAGCAAAUGCUGGUAUGCUGGGUGUUUGAUCUUCUUAGACCGUUGUAUGACCAGAAUCUCAGGAAAGAUACUUCCAGUAGCAGGAGAAGGUACAUGAGUAGUUAGUUAGUUAGUCUUUUCCCACAACAGAAUGCCCCAAAGCAAUAUGCGGAAAGAAAAUAGGAUAAAAAUGCAUAAAACACAUUAAACAUAAUCAGAAAUAUUAUCAUUGGUUCUUCCUAUUACUACUACUAAAUAAUCAUUACAGGAGUCAUGGGGGUAAUGGCACCAGGACAGAGAUGUAAACUCAACUAGAUAUUACAAAGGAGGAAGAAACCAAGAUUGUAUCUGGUCAAAUUGCAGUAAGUCUUAUGCCUCCGUCUUGAAGUUGCUUGCAGGGUUGUGGCCUCAUUGAGUAACUAGGAAUGUACAAAUCUCCCCCUGCCUCAGAUAUCACUUACCUUGCCUCUGAAUUUCAGGUAGGAAAACACUAGUUAUCCUUGAAGAUAAACUAAAGAAGUUGGAAGAGGAGUGUAAGUUGAAAGAGUCUGAACGUGUUACUCUGGAACUAGAGCUGACAGAGGUGAAAGAGAACCUGAAGAAAGCUUUGGCUGGUGGCAUCACGUUGGGACUGGCGAUUGAGCCUAAAUCAGGAACCUCAACUGCACAGGUACUUCCAUUAAAGCAGUGGUUCCCAGUUAGGGAUCCGGGGACCCCUGGGGGUCAGUGGAACACACCCAGGAUGUCCGGGGACCCAUCCCUUGCCUCCUCCAAGCGAUUUUUUUGUCAUUUUUCAUGGUAAUAUCACAAAUUUUAUGGUCUAUUCUAGCACUGUGCAAUUUUUCAAUGUAUUGGCCCAAACCAGUUUUGAAAUCACACCGCAAUAACAAUUUUGACCUGGCAAUAUGCAGCAAUAUAUCACUCCUCGUGUGAGAGAGAGCAGAGCAGCCAGUUUCAAGGUGUUGUCAAUAUUGCAUGAUGAUCUCAGCUGAUAACGCUGCUGAUCUGAGCUGCCUUCCCUCACGCUGAUGGAGAACAGGGCAGCUGAUCGCCCUCACUUGAAGGAACUGUGGCACCUUCCCCUGGCACUGAGGCAGAGCGGCUUUUCUCAGUCAGCAGAAAAGCAGCAGCAGCCACAGUGGACGUGCAUCUUCCCUGGCUGCCCCGCUGAUCGUGACUUGAUGCACCCCCCAUCCCUAUCUCCUCCCACUCAAACCAUGCAGUGGAAGUGACUCCCCUUCCUUGCCUCCCACCCCCAUCUGAUCUCCAUGGCUGCUCCUUCGCUCAUCCCCAUGCCUGAUCUCCAGUUUCAGACGUCAUUAUAUAUUGGAAUAUUGUGAUGUUUAGCUGCUGAUGUAUCACGAUGUUGAAAACCGGAUAUCACUUAGCCCUAGUUUAGUUUUUUAGCGUACCUAAAAUUGUUUGCUUAUUAGGGGCUAGCCAACAUUUUGUUCAAAAAAUGGCUUUGCGGUAUCCAAAAAUUUGAAAGUAAGGGGUCAGUGCUUGACUUUUGAAAAAUAGGGGACCCUCAGUAAUUAGCUAAUUGGGAACCACUGCAUUAAAGUACUGAUCUUGUUACCAGAUAAAGGCAAUUAGUAAACCAUCUCAGAUCAGAUCAGUCACACUCUGUAGUCCCAUCUAUACAUUUUGGAAAGUCGUUUGCUCAUGGUCCACUUGCACACCUCUUAAGCUAUUGCAUCCUCAAUUUGCACGAUGGUUCCUGAGACCAAGGAGCAGGUUUUGAUAGCUGUCAUGAUUUCAAAUGGUUUUGUAUUCUUACAGUCUCCAGUUCUAAAGCAUCAGACUCUGGAGAAUUCACCUAUCUCCAGCUGUGAUACAAGUGAUACUGAAUGUUCUGUGCCUGUGAACAGUGCUGUAGUCCUGAAAAGACACUCCUCCUCAAGCACCUCUCCCUGCAGAGGCCACGUGCUUCAGAAGGCAAAGGUGAGAUCGGCCUCAGCGUCUGAUGGUCCUCUACCAAUAUUUACAGGCUUGGCUUAUUUGCUUUUUGCCCACACUAGAGGAGCCAGUUUUCUGUCUCACUUUGGUUCUGAAAGGGUUGCCACUGUUCAGAAAAGAAAAAGUUAAUGGCUAUCUUGUCUUAUAAGGCUGUGAUUGCUCUUUUAGUUCACACUGAAGGGAAGAAUAGUUGAACAUUUUCAGUGACUCUUCAGUUUCCUAUAAUACACUCCUUGUAUUUUGCUUUAAGAGCUGAAACUCUGUUAAAUUAUUGUGUUUCCCACAGCUUACAAGAAUGAGGACUCAUCCAGACUUGCUCUUGCCCUGCCCCUUUCCCCAGGGAGACCUGAUCUUUGCUACUGAAUUGGAGCAAAUUUCAGUUUGGUUUUCUACAGAUUGGUGUCUGUUCCUAUUUAUUGCUACAGAGUGGGUUUUUCUGGGCCAAGCAGAAGGGCUGAUGAGCCCUAAGUUUUUGAAAUACAUACUCAUACAUGCUUUGUUGUUCUCAGUCACUGAUUGCAUACAUUUCCCUGUUUAUCCUAAGAUAUUUUUCAUUUUCUUGAUGAUGUGAAAAAAGUACUUUCUAAAUUUUAUCUAUCUGUGGUGUGACUUCACUAUUUUAAUGUUGAUAUACAUGAGGUCAAAUUACUCAACUGAAACAAAACUGAAAAUUGGCUCUACUUUGGUUUUAUACAAUUGGGAUUAGCAUUCGUUCCUGUCAAAGGUCUGCAUUUUUCUUACUGGACUCUUGUGCUUGGUAUUGUAUAGAAUUCACUUCCCGAGCCAGGGGUUUAUGUUUUUUUAAAAAGGAAUUUACACUGGCAAGGAAAUAACUUAAAAAGGGCAGUUUUAACCAUGCAAAAACUUCCAUUAAACUUCCAUUUAAAAAAUCAAAUUACAUAAUAAAUAUGAUAAAUGUAUUUUCACUUUAAACAUGAUUUAAAGAAAUUUAGCACUUAAAAUUAGCAGCAAUCAUCUCUACCAACUCUUGUACCACUAGCAAGUGGAACAGUCCCAUUCUCAGAGUUCUGUUUUUGCUUCCUCUGUAUUCUUGCCACUGUUCACAGGAGGCAAACACACUUUCCCUCAUUUUUAACAGCCUCAGAUCAUUUCAGUUGUAGGUUUCCCCCCCAAAAAACGAACUUCACAUCAAGACUUGUGCCAGGAUAACAACCGGCUCCCUCCUUUUUCAUUGGUUGCCUGUUUUGUACUGCACUGCAGUCCAGUUUCCAGUAUAUCUUUUUUCUGAUGCUGUGAUUCACAUUUUUGUUACAAAGAAAUGCUUUGCCCAGUAGCUGGUGGUGGGUACAGGAGAGACAAGUUGGACAUUAUCUUAGUCGCAGAGAUGAUGCAGUCUUCUUAGGACACUUUUCUUGUUUUCUUGUGGGGAGUUGCUGGUUUAAAAGCAUGAGGAUUUUGUCCCACAUGCUGUCUCAGAGGGAAGGCCUUUUUCUAUGGUUUUAACAGGGUGUGUAGUUUUCACUUCAGGGUGUUUUCAAGCAAGCAAAUCUUCAUGUGGAAGGCAUGGCAUGCUGUCCUGUGAGAAAUGGACGUCUUGGACCAAGCCUAGCAUAUCAGAUAAAAUCCAUACACAGUUUUGAUUUAAAAGGGGGGGAUUUUGCUUACACCUUAGGCUGCACCCUUCCUUAAAGAGAUGGGGCAGGCUUUAGCAGUCUCAUUUGUGAUCUGAUCCUAUCCGGUCCAGUUACUUCCAUUCUUCUGGCUGGAAGCCAAGCUUUGAAAGGUCCCGAGCCCCAGAGGUAGGAAGGGAACUGAGCUGGAUUCCACUACUACAGUCCUGCUCUCUCAAGUUCACACAUACUCCUCCAACAGGCCCUUAGUUGCAGUAACUUCUUGGAAUUGUAUAGCCACAUUACCACAGCGGAAAGCCUUUGGGCCUUAUUCCAGCAGUGAGCAGCGUCAGAUAUGCAAAGAAUCACAGGAUGUUAAAUAGUACAAUUAUUUUUUCAAGUCAGUAAGAAUUUUAGGUUCUAGAAUUUCUUUCUGGACUUGCCUGAUUUCUUCCCUUCCAGUAAGCUGCAGAUAAUGGAAUGGCAGCAUGUCUCUCUUGUGUAUUAACCUCAUGUUCUAGUUCAUGUGAAGUAAAUAAAGAUUUGACAAAGAUUACUUUUAACUUGCAUAAAUUGCAGUUCGGCCCCUUUUCUGCAUAGGCUGUGGCAGCCUGGAAUACAGUAAAGUCCACUGAACAACUCUUGCAUUUUGGAUGUACUUGAGUCAAGUAUUACAUGACUUUGAUAUAAUGUCUCCCCCUCUAGGAAUGGGAGAUGAAAAAUGGAACAUAAAGAAGUAAGAUCGUCACUAGUGCCCUGUUUGGUAUGGCUCAAGAUGGACUGAAGAAGAUUUACCUGCACCAUGGUGUAAAGGGUUUGUCAAUCCUGUUCAGUUAGUGGUCAAUAUAGGUUUAACACAGCCAAGAGGAGGGCCAUCUUGAAUGUGUCAUUUUUGUUACUGUGACACUUCUUCCAGAAAUAACAUAAUAUAAAAGGAACAUUUUAAAUGGUUACGUAGAUGGAUCAGGUUAAACUAGCAAUUGUGUUGGAUGGAAUUUGAGAUUGGCAUGUUUCGGUACUCAUUUGAAAUAGUUUUAGAUAGCUUUAAUCAUUUGGUACAAAAUCAGAUGUUGGCUCUCUGUAGAAGUUGCUGGAUAAAUGUGGGGAUUCUCAACUCUGUGGCAUUCAUUCAGUUCUUACAAGGUUUUUAAAGUAGAAACUGAAAAACUGUAGCCGCUGUGGAAGUCGUGCACCUGCUGUUUUCCAUGGUGAUUAGAGACCAAGAAGGAUAACACAACUGAAAUAUUACCUUGGUACUAGUGUAGAACUGCUCCUCCCAGCUGUACUAGAAAAGAGCUUCCAUCGUUUUUAAAUGUUAUUUUUGAAGAUGCUUUUAUUUUCUUCAAAUGUUUUAGAUGGAUUCCCCACUCCCACAAAAAGCCAAUAGAAAUGGAUGCCCCUUCACACAAAGUAAACAGGAUCAAUAACUCUCUACUUCAAAUUCCCCUCCAGAGUUAAAGUUGUUUUGAGGAGGAUAUAUAGGAAGAAAAUAAGGAACAGUCUAAAGAACAACUAAUGUAUCAUUGCAUUCAGAAACAUUCCAAGGGGAAAAAAAUCUGAUUUUUUAAAAAUGUAACACCCCCCUUUUUAAAACAAUGCCACUUUUCUCUCAAUGCUAAAAGGUAAAAUUCUUUCAACCUCCAAUGAAUGUUUAAAGUAAACCAAUUUUUAAUUGUUAUCCUUAAGCACCUCUUCUCUUCAGUGAUCUCUGCUUAGAAGAUGGUCUGUGUCCCUGCAUUUUUUAAAGAAAACAAUUUAAUGUUUAUUUUUCUAAGUUUAUAUGACGUUUCUUUUUCCUGCUAAAAGCAUGAGUUGUAAGCCAAGAAGUUUGCAGCUGAAAACCCACUUCAGCUGUGAACUUGCUGCCAUGGGCAGGCUGCAGUGUCUUUGCCUCCACCCAAUCUGCAAUAUGGGGAUAGUAGUAAUAAUAAUAAUAAUCAUUAAUGAUAAUGAUACUGGCCUAUCUUGCAGGGUUGUUGCAAAUAAUGUAUGUGAAAUGCUUCAAACGCUUGAAAAGUGGAAUAUAAAUGAUCAUUUAUUAUUCUGCACCUCCCAAAGAAAUGUCUCAUAAGUGUAACAAAAAUUUCCUCUGGUACUCCUUAGUAUAUCUGUUGCCUCAGCCCAGAGUUUUGUGUGAUCUUAGGAAAACAGCUGCUGUGCAGAUGGGCUGCUCCAAGGUCUUUCCCUCUUCAGGCAUAUUGUGUAAGGCAGCUGGGAGGCAGCAUCCACUGGCAGGUGCUUCUUGCUCCUUCUGUUUCUUUCCUGAGAACAGACCGAAGAGACCACAAUAGGGAGGUUUACAGUGUGACCCUAACCAUGUCGACUCAGAAGUAAGCCCUAUUGAAUUCAGUAGGCUUACUCCCAAGUAAGUGGGGUUAGGGUUGCAGCCUUAGUUAGAAGGGUGUGUCUGCUCCCUGAAUUCUUUUUUGCAGGCAGUCCUUCCAGGGAGAGCAUCUCUUUAUCCCUUCUAUGGAGCUGAGUUCAGGUCAAGCUACAAGAUAGCCAGGACACUCUCCCACCCUGCUGCAACGCUGACUGAGCAGGCUGCUCUUCUGACCUACCUGCCACUUUGGGGGUGCUCAGCUAAGAGCCAGAGCAGGAACAAUCCCUCCCCAAAGGACAAGAUUUCCAUUCUGCCCUCCCCUGCAACUCAAUGGGUCCAAGGCACCCCAUCACCAUGUCAAGUAGGAGACAAAGCUCAAUUCAGAAUGCAAGCAACAGAGUUUUGAUUUUAUGUAUGUAUGCAUUUUAUUUUAAUAAGAUAAGUAGGGAGGGGGGAACUACUCAAGAGAGGUGGCAUCAAUCCUCUUUUGAGUCUUCUAUCCCAGCAGUAUCCUUCCACAUAAGAUCAGGUAGGCCCACCAGGGACUUUCCAGAAAGGGAUGUCAGACCCAAAGGGAAAGUUUCAGCCACCACCCAGAAACUGAGGAUAGGGAAGGUCAGGUCGUAGGCAAAUGGCACCUUCUGGAUGAGUGCUGUGUUACAGAUAAAUGUAACAGAACAUUUUUAUGUUUGGUUUUAUGCUGUUUUAUUUAGUGUGCUUUACAAAUCCAAUGAAGGCACCCCAUGGGCCGUAGGACGCCCGAGAUCCCUCCUGGUUGGUGGAAAGAGAGAGCUUUGAUCCUAAAGGGGGUCUGUGCUGUCAUGACAACUUCAGUAGCCAAAGGAUCCACAGCCUCCUGGCUCCCCUGAUGUCCCCAAACCAGGGAGAAAAUUACGUCAGCCCAUCAGUUCACCCCAUUUAAUUUCCAAUGGGAGGGGAAUUGUGUUUAAAAAUCAAGGCCAGAGGUGGGGGACGGGACACCCUUACGUUCACCCUCCCUGUUGGCAGGAUCCCUCCAGAACAUGGAAGAAGGUGGAUAAACUGACUUUGUUUUCCCCACCUUGAGAUGUGGCAUAUAUUGCAUAGUAGAAGCAGGAAUUAAAGCAAACUCAUACAAUCCAGCAGAAUGUGUAAAAUUGUAAUCAAGACCAGCUCACAUUAUAUGCUGAAAUGCUCAGAUCUUCCUCUGGUGCUAAAAUGACAUCAUAGUUGGAGACGACAAUCCACAAAUGGGGUGCUAUGAAUUAAAAUGUCAUCCCCCCCCUUGCUGGCCACCACCUACCUAACUUUAAUUGGCACAGGCUUACGGAGGAGGGCCUCAAGUUUGGACAGGCUGGUGAGAUGAAAGGCGGCUCUUUUACACAGUUCUGCCCUCCAUCUGCAUGAUUUCCAUCAGAGGAAGGUUUAAAAUUCCCAUGAAAACUCCCAACAUGUUCCUCUUGCUCCUGUGCUCCUAAUCUAAUCAUUCACACUGACCACACUGUGAAGCUUUGAGGCACUGUCUUUGUUCAGAAUGAUUAGAGCCAGAUUUGAGUACAGGACCAUUUGUUUUGCUGCAUGUAUAUUGAAUCUGCCGCUGGUGUCAAUGGGCACCACUGCGCAUACAAAGAAUUAGAGGGCUUUGUUUCCUGCAUAUGUGACUGGAAAGGCAAUCUGCUGCCACAGUCCAUUGGUGCCCUACUGACCAGCUGGCUUGGAUUGUCUGCCUGUGGAGGGGAAGCAAACAAAAUAUCCCCAGAAAGCCCAUGCUUUGCUUUCAUAUCGAGGAAGUGAUGAGGGCAGCUCUGCACGUGCAAAGGAAUUUGUAUAAGAACAGCCUCCACUAGUGUCCUGAAUGGAGCAGCCCAUGGACGGGGUUGAGUAAACCCUGUAGAUGCAUCACUUGUUGCAAAUUGGUCACAUAAUAAGCUUUUUGUUAAUUUCUGAAGCAUGUAGGGAGGAUAAAAUGCUCCCUGAAGGGGUUAAUUGUGGCAAGCACUGCCCACCUCUCUCUUUAGUUGUCCGGCCUGUAUGGCGGUUUGGCAGGGCUUUACAGACUGUGGUGUGCAGAAAGGUCAUCUAUAUCCCACAAAAUGUCCCGUGCAAGGAAGUGUAUACAAAAGUUAUUUUAUUUAGGCAAAUUAUUUUAAACUAAUUUAUUUGUAUAUUUCAUUAAAUGUUUAAUUUAUAGAUGUACAUAUUUAUGAUAUAUCCUAGACCUUAGAUCAGCACGUUUAAUAAGGAAGCAGCUUCUGUUGCUGUCCCUUUUAAACAGAUCACAGAGCACAAUAACUAGAAUAAAUUACCAGAUAUGUGCAAUUUUAUUUUUCCCUUGUGAAACUUACUUUGAGCAGAGUGUGUAUUCUAAAUUUCAGUUGCUGCAUCUUUGUAUCCGCCCCCCCCCCCCCGGGUUGGUAAAUUUCACUAAACUCAGGCCCAAGACAGACGUGCGUAGCUUGAGGAGGGAGCCUGCUCUGCCUCUGCAGCUUUUUAAGGACAGGUACAUAAGUGAAUGAAUGAAAUGAAGGAACAUCAGGUACCUCCUGUUCCCAGUAAAAGUAGGCUCAAUGGAGUUCUGGUUGGCUAACCCUUUUGACAAGCACAAAGUUACCUCCUCAUCUGAAUGAGCAGAAUACUAAUUGACUGGUUAGUGUGGCCAUCAAAAAACAGGUGUCCCUUUUUUUUUGGUUAAAAUAAUAAUAUAUAUGUAUUGGUGCAUUUUUAAGAAGGCAUAAAAAUGCAUAUCUUAAAAUUCUUAAGACGUGCAGAGGACUUUUUAAGAAAACACAAAAGCCUUCCCAAAUAGCAGGGUGUGAAUGGGAGAACAGGAACAGGGGAGACGUCUUGAGCCUGAGAGGGAAAUGAGUCCCUGUGUAGUUACACUGCUUGAGGAAAACCUUUCAACAGAGUGAGGGUUUGUGUGUAUUGCCCUUAAUGCAGAAGGUGGGGAUUUGUUUGGUAUGCUGACUUUGCAGGAACCAUUUUUGUAACUGUAUUAUUGAACUUCUUCUCCACGAGAGUUAGUACUUUUCAAAAACAAGGCAUUGUAAAAGGAUUGGGCUGCCUCCCCACAGCCCAGUGGGAGUCCUUCUGAUGUUCCUGCUGUUAUUUGGUUUUUGUCUUGGAAGUGCCAGGUAUAUACAAAUAAUGUACAGUAUGGAUUUAUACAGAUAAAAAAGCAGAAACAAACCAAAACAGAAAGAACCUCUAAAUAGACCAUAUUAAAUGCUGUGAAAUAUACUCCACCCCUUUCUCAGUGUGUAUGUUUGUGUGUGCGCAUGCGCAGAAUAGUGCUGUGGCAGAGCUCUGAAUGGCCAGGAAGACCUCUGGAUGUGCUUCCAGGUGAGCAGUUUCAUUGAUUUUAGCUUGGGUAGAAGGGUUCCUGUGCAACCUUCUAGAUAAACCAGUUACAAGCAUUCUGUCAUGCUCUGCUGCGACUUAGAAAAACAGAAUCCAGGAUAAGUCUGCAGAUUGGAGAGAGAUCUACUCCUCACCUGCUCCCCCCCCCGUUCCCAUCAUGCAUUUCACACAGGCCUUUAGCAAAGGUUUUACUAAUGAUCAAGAAUUGCUUUAAGAAAGUGGUUUUGUACACUGCAUUUCUAUGUUUGUGAGGACAUUUUACUGAUCUAGUAUUCCAAAAUAAAGUAUGAAUCAGGAACUGUUUUUUAUUUUUGUUAUGGAAGUUGUAAUUUAUGUCAUUGGAUGGGGAUGUGGGUCUACUUUUUAAAUAUCAGGUUAUAAUUUGGGGAGCAAGACUUUGCAAAAAAUAAAUUUUUAAUGUAUUAAUAAUUCUGUAUCAGUCUUCCAUUAUUACCAAACCUACCAAUGGAUCUGAGUUGUUUGACUUAAAAGAAUACUCUUGUAUUAAGAAUGUAAUUAUUUUUAUGAUUGUAUUUUCAAAGACAAAAUCGUAUUUAAAGUUUUCCAUGAAGAAGGAACACUAAAGCAAGGGGAUUUUUUGUCAGCUGUUAUUAUGUUUUCAUAUCUCCUAUGUUUUAUUUCAUUGUAUUUUACAUUUCAUUUCUCAGUGUUGGUGUGGCUGCUGUUAGUUAUGAAAUGCUGGGUCAAGAGCAAUUGCUAUCUUCUGAGAAAGACAAUGGAGAAAAGGGCCACACGAAAUGCCGGCCUUACUUGUUUUAGUUUUUUACCUUUCUUUCCCAGAAAAUAAUAUGACAGGCACCUAAUUGGUGUAACACAUUAAUUGACAUUAUUAAUAAAAAUACCCUGUGAAAACUCAGCCUUUGUAUCUU